AUGUAUGAAGAUUUAACUGUACCAAUAUUCUUAAAUUCCUUAAUUCUGUUAAAACAUAAGGAAUUGGUUAGUUGUGUAGGCUGGACAACAGCAGACGAUCUUUAUUCAUGCAGUGAUGAUCACCAAAUUAUUAAAUGGAACUUGUUAAAUGGUGAAACAACACAAGUAGCGAAGCUUCCUGAUGAUAUCUAUCCCAUCGAUCUUCACUGGUUUCCCAAAAGUUUUGGUGGAAAGAGACAAACUCACGCUGAGAACUUUGUACUUACAAGUUCUGAUGGUAAGUCAUCAUGGAGAUGUAUAUAGCUUAUUUUAGAGUACAAUGCUUUUGAAAGUAUUUCAUUUUGUCAGUAUGCAAAGUUGUAGUCAAAUGAGUUAGAGCAGUUCCUUUGAAAUUAAUGGGCCUAAAUUAGUAAUGUCCAGUCAUUUAAAUGGAACUGCUCUUGAGUCUACAGUUUCUGCUGAGAUUAUCAUGCAAUAUGAUGCACCAUCUUUAAUCACUAACUUUAUGACUCCUUUCAAGUUUCACCUUCUCUGAUCCUUGAUUUUGUACAACUUUACACUAUUUUGUACACUGGGUGCAUGCUUUCCCUUGCAUUGAAACAUUGGGCUCUAACCUUAUGCUGUAAAUACACUGGCCAGACAUAAGCAUGUAUUUGGGAAAACAGUAGUUUAAUUACAAUAGCAGUUGAAAGAACAUACCAAAGUGUUGGGAUGUUGCAAGCAAUUCAGGUAAGAAUGCUACAGCUUUGUAACUGGUGUAUCUUUUAAGAACAAAAUCUUAUCUGGUCCAAUCCAGAAAUUGCCUUGGGCGCACCAUAGGUGUAGGUCAGCAGUAGCAUGGAUGUGGGGAAAAGGGUAAAUUUAGAUCUACAUGCAGGGUAGCUCUGGUAAGCUGAAUCAGCUCUGCCUAGAUGCACAUACAUACUGUGUUACAUGCAAUCCCUGUUGUCCUAGUGUGGUUUGUAUUAAAUGGUUCCUCUCCACUUGCUUUUAGUGCAAAUAAGAAUAAUUGCAAUCAUGAGCUGUAUUGAAUACUGCACACAUUUUUCCUUGUGACACUCAUGGGCAACUGUCUAUAUCAGAGACUUUGAUGUCAAGACUAGUAGAAGAGAUGUUUUUCUUCUGGUAUCUGUUCUAACUGUAAAUCAGGUAUCUGUCUUGAUAAGCAAUUUAUUUUAUUUAUAAUACUGAGUUGCCUUUUGGCCCCAAAGAACAACUGAGACUAUCCACAAUUUGAAAAAAGUUAGCUUCAAAACUUUGAAACAAUACCAUGGCAGAUUAGUAUGAUUUAAAUUUUUUAAAAUGUGGAAGUAAUUUCACUUAAAACCAGCCAAAGUCAUGCAGAGCAAAAAGUCCCAUAGACAAUGUACUACCACAGCAACAGCCCUGUCCUAUGCUUCCACCAAUCUAGCUUUCUUGCUGGUACAACAAAUAGCGAAGCCGCCAAAGGUGAUCUUAAAUUAAAGGUAGGUGGCCUUUCAGAUACUCUGGCAACAAACCAUUUAGGUCUUUAGAGUUAAGAACCAGCACCUUGAAUGGUGCCCAGAAACAAAUUGUAAACCAGUGCAGUUGUUACAGAACCUAGUGUAAUAUGGUCAACAAACUGCAUGCCAGAAAGCAAUCUGGCUUUCUUUUUGGAACAUGCUUUGCGGUAGCCCCACAUAGUGUGUUGUACUAGAACAUAGCUUAUUUUGUACCCCCAGCUUCAGUUUAAUUUCCUUCUUUCACUUUGCAUUAAUGUAACUGAUUAGUUUGACACUUUAAUCCAAUUAAUCCGUAUUUGUUUACUUUUUCUCAAAGGGAUCUUUUCUAAGGAGAAAGCAUUUAUAGUCAGCAAACCUAUUAGCCAUUUUUUCUUGAUUUUGCAUCCAUUUUGACAUUAAUAAAACUGCUAAAUGGGUAAUUCAGAAGAGUUGUAUCCAACUAACUCAUACUCGGUAUAGAUCCAUUGAAAUCAAUGCACAUACAUUAGCCCUGUUCAUUGAUUUCAAUAGGUCUACUUUGACCAUAAGCUGGAUACAACCCUUGGAAAAUAAGCAAUAAUUUCUGUCUGUAGGCUUUGGAGAAGUGCACAACAGCAAGCUACUUUUGCAUAGUAAAAAAAGUGAAUGUUUUAAGACAUUUGGCUGAAAAUGGACAUAAUGACAGCAGACCAGCUGUUUGAUACCUGCCGCUGUUUUGUUGGCAUCCAUCUGUCUUGAAAGACAAUGGAGUGGGCCUCUGGGGGUGAAGUCAAAUUGCUGUGUUAGCAGUACCGAAGUGACUUCUCUGGGAUGCAAGCCUGGACAGUGUUUAUGGAAAUCCUGGGCUGCCCAGACAACAAGACCCUCCUCUUGGCCUUGCUGAUGUGGUCCAAGGGAAAGCAGAGCAAUCUGUUUGGAACCAACUUGGCUGCUGUAGUUGCCAUCUAACUGUCUUAGGGACUCCACUCCGGAUAUGUGUAGCGUUUACUCCUUAGCCCUUGCUUUAGAAUCGAGAGUUUUCCUUCUCCUAGAUGGGCUACCAUCCCAGGCUCAUGAGCCCUAUCUGCCCCUCACUUCCUCCUACAGCAUGUGCAGAAACCGCCUUCUUGAACAUUGGACUCACUAUUGGUCAUGUCCUCUCAAUCCAGAGUCUGUCUUCACAUGUUUUACCCUAAUGAUAUUUCUCUUUGAGGGUAUCCAAAGCUAGCAGGAAGCACCCCAAGAGAAAAAUCAAAUGUGCAGGUAUGUUGGAGGUCCAGCUGUUCCCUCCCACUGACAUAUGUUGCACUUUAAAUCAUCUGCCCACCCACACUUUAUAAUGCAUAAAAAAAUUGGGCCCUGCACUGUCUCAUAUCUCAUUGCACCCGCUUAAUAAUAAUAAUAAUAAUACCACCCGACCCAUCUGGCGGGGUUUCCCCAGCCAUUCUGGGUGGCUUACAGAAUAUAUCAAACAUAAUAAAGCAUCAAACAUUAAAAACCUCCCUAUACAGGAGUGCCUUCAGAUGUCUAGUUGUUUAUUUCCUUUACAUCUGAAGGGAGAGUGUUCCAUAGGGAUGGCGUCACUACUGAGAAAGCCCUCUGCCUGGUUCCCUGUAACUUCACUUCUCACAGUGAGGGAACCAGCAGAAGACCCUCUGAGGAGGACUUCAGUGUCUGGGCUGAGGCCAAUGAAGAUCCUUUAGAACCAGUGUUAUAUGGUCCCAGUGGCUACUCCCGGUCACCAGUCUAGCUGCCGCAUUCUGAAUUAGUUGUAGUUUCUGAAUCACCUUCAAAGGCAGCCCCACACAGAGCGCAUUGCAGUAGUCCAAGUGGGAGAUAAGCAGAGCAUGCACCACUCUGGCGAGACAGUCUGCAGGCAGGUAUGGUCUCAGCCGGUGUACCAGCCGGUGUACCAGUUGGAGGUGGUAGACAGCUGCCCUGGACAUAGAAUUGACUUGCACCUCCAUAGACAGCUGAGAGUCCAAAAUGACUCCCAGGUUGCACACCUGGUCCUUCAGGGGCACAGUUACCCCAUUCAGGACCAGGGAGUCCUCCACACCUUCCUGCCCAAAAACAGUACUUCUGUCUUGUCAGGAUUCAACCUCAAUCUGUUAGCUGCCAUCCGUGCACCAUCUGCCUCUAGAUUGAGGACCUUCACCGCCUUCACUGGUUCUGAUGUGAAGGAGAGGUAGAGGAUGCAUUCAUGUGGACAUUUAUUGAAGUAAAUUGACUUAUUUCCAAGCAAACAGUGGAGGUUGUUGUUUAUGGCAAAUGACAACAAGUUUUUACCUAUUGUAAGUAGCUGUAUAUGUUUGUGUAUACUUUAAAAUAGAAUGUAUUGUACAUACAACAAUCUGUUUGAUAUAAUUAUGGCUGAAGAUUUUAAAAUGCACACUUAUAGUAUUAAAAAAAAUUCCUGACAAUAUCAAAGGCAUAAGAGGGAAAUGUUCUCAACUUGCAAAACUCAAAAGAUGAAACAUCUUUUUAAAACCAAAGUUUUAUUUUGUUAUCCUAACAUACACACACACACACACACACACACACACCCAUAUUUAGACAGCAAAUGAACAAGCUACCAUUGUUGUCAUUCUGAGCCUAAGUUGUUUUAUUACACUGACAGCACUGGGCUUUUUUCAUGUUCCUUUGCAUCUACAACAUGAAGAUUGAUAAAGACAUUUUUAAAGAAACAUAUUAUGUCCACUGAAAAGAGAACAAUGCGACUGUUAUGUACAUAUAGACAUUAUAUUCCACUAAUGUGUUUCUCAGAGCAUUCCUAUGCCAUCAAUCAAAAUCCUACAAAUUGGUUCUGUAUGAAUGUAACCAAGAGAAUCCCUCUUACAUGAUAGUACACCAAUUUUAAUCUUAUUUAUGGUAUUAAUAUUGCAAACCAGAAUUCCCCUGAGUUCCCUGUGUUUUAUGAAUGCAUCUUAGAUUUUUUAAUAGCAGUGUAAAAAGUAGAAAGUGCCCACUGAGACCUUUAUUUUACCACAUAUGUAAUAGAGGGACCAUUAUGUCUUGAAGUAUAUCUAACUAGACAGCUGCUAUAAUUCAUAGAUUAACAGGAGUAACACAUCUUCUGAAAAACAAAGCUGUAGUAUAGAAUUCCUAGAUUUGCUGAGUUAAUCAUCUGUGAUUGUCACAUUUAAGACCAACCACACUGGUAGCCUAUACAUGAUAUAGGAUUUCAUAGAAAGGCUUUUAUGGUGCUUGGCACCAUAAUAGCCCAAUAUCUUACAUAUGUGAACUAUUCUUGGAAAACAUUGCUACAAAAUGGGAAAUAUCCAUAUUUAUUUUUUAUCCCAUUAUAUUUUGAGGAGACAGGUGAUAAAAUAACAAGCAUAAAAAUGUAAACACAAAACAAAACAAAAUGAGGAUCUUCACUUUAUCCCGCUCUAUCUCAGAGGCUCAGUGUGGGUUACAUUUUCCCUCUGGUUUUUCAUUAAAGAGAAAAAAAGCUGUUUCCUUGCUGAAAUGUUUACAGUUGCCCAGCUCCCACAUAAUGUUAAGCCAAACCGUGACUUACUACAAAUGUGGGGUUCCAAAGAGGAGAUUGUAGCACUUUGCUCCUCCCUGGAUGUUUUCUGCUACACUGAGCUGAGCUGUGGUUUGGCUUAUUGUCCAGACCCGAGCUUGUAGUUUAGCUCUCUCCAGACAAACCACAAGCUGGAACCAAGGUUUAUCCUAUGGUUUACAACUUGUGGAUUGUCUGGGAGAGAUAAACCCUGAGCCCUGCUUCAGACAGUUAGCUGAGCCAAACUGCAGUUUAACUCAAGCACAGAGCAGUAGCAAAUGAAAAAAGGGGAGGAGCAAAAUAGCCACAAUCUCCUCUCUAGCAGCCCAUGUGUUUGCUCAUUUGCAGUAAGCCAUAGUCAGCAUUACAUGGGAGUUUCGUUAUCAUUUAUAAGAUAAGAAUAUGGUAAACAUGAAAACAAAUACUGAAUGGGCCCACUUCAAAGGAGAUUUGGCUCAUGAUGCUUCUCUACAACUAACCUCACAUAGAGAGGGCACUCGUCAGUGUAAAGAUCUCCACUUGCACAAUGGGACUUGCUCUCCUCUCACCAUGUGCCCAAAUAUGUAGGGUUGUAAGAACCUCUGGAGCAGAUUUAGGACAAAGGAGAUAGGGAGAAUGCUGCAUUGCACAAUCAGAAAUCAUUGCACUGAUUGAAGGAUUGCCUUAGUGCUAUGUUGGGUGUCUGGGAAAGCAUAUACAAAUGCCUCAAUGCAAGUUACUGAAACACUUUUACAUACUUGGCACUAUUCUCACUAGGAGGAGAAGGAGGACUAAUUAGCCUUAGUUCUCUGACAUAUGCUAAGUAUUCGUUUCUUAAGGGGGUAUGAGAGAAUAGUGAUAUUUUUCCCUUCCACACAAAAAGUCCAAAAGGUUUUCUCCAGUUAUUCUUAUCAAAAGUCAUUCAGGUUUCUAAAUGGGACUUUAGGUUUGUGGUCCAGACCAUUCCCUAAUUUUGUCAGAGUCACUGCCCAUUGACAAAUCACUAGUUGUGACAAUAAAGGAACAGGGUUCCAAGAUUUGACGCAUGCAAGAUUGUACUAAGUAAGGUUAAACCAAAACCAAAAGAAAGACUCUAAAAUCCUUAUGGAUUACAAUAAAAGUUCCCUUUUUACCCUGCCAACUAGCAACUAGUCUUAGUUCAUAACAUUCAGAAUCUAAAAUUAGUAUUUAUACAUAAGCAUUGGCAAAUCAUUUAUGCAACGGGAGUGUGUGAGACCUGAACUUUGAAUGUCCCCCUGAUGAUUGUGCCUCCUUGUGUAUGCCUGUAAGAUGAGCCAGAAUAGCAGAUUUUCCAUUUUAGUAUGUUCCCAGAUCUCUUUUUUCAAAGUCAACACUGCUAUUGGCAUCAUUCUAUGAAGGGGGUUCAGUGACACAUAGGUGAGGUAGUGAAAGUGAAAAGCCCUUUUAAACAAGCUAUUAUAAAUAUAGGAUAGUCCUGAAGCUUUCUCUCUUUUGCUCCUCCAUAAGGGUGCAAACUGGAUCCCAGGUGAGGAUGGGUUCAGUGCUUCUCUACAAUCCCAGCAGCAUAUUCAAGGAUACUUGAGCAGUGUAGUUUUUAAAAAUGUCAUCAUGCUCCUUUUAGCUGGUUCAGCAAGUCUCAAUAGAUAUAUUUUGAGCAGCAGAUGUUCACCACCAUUUUGUAUGAAAGGAUCUUCUACCAUUCAACCAAACUGCUAUGAAAACCCCUUUGGUUCAUUUAUAAGAAUGCCCGUAGAACUUGGAAUUCAGAUUCUAAAAUCCCAGGAGCUAAGCCAAAGGUAGUCAGAAGGGUCAUGAUGCCCUUAUUACACAGGACUACUAUGCCCUCAAAGGGAACUGCUGCCAACAAGAAAUGCCUGAUAGGCAGGAUUAUAAGAACUGACAUUCAUAACAGGUAUCUGCUAGCAUUUGUAUAAUUCUUCAGCUUUCUAAAAUUCUGUUUAGAACUAUGGUCUCUAUCUAGAAUCCAGCACUUACAUAUUCUAGUACAUAUAACGCCAUACGUUAAAAGCUGAGCUUCAGUUAUCUGCUAUACACAAUAACCUUUCUCCUUUUUGUUUAUAGCAUGUUUUCUUCCUGAUUAAUAACUUUUCAUUUGUUUAGUUUGUAUGUAAAGAUCUAUUUGGUGGAAUUACAAUCUGCCUUCCCAUAUGAAAUAUGUUUAUGUUACCACUUUAAUUAUUCAUCUAAUACAAUCUGUAAUGGUUCCUUAAAAAUUAUGUUGGCUCUUUUUCUACUAGUUUUCGUUAUACUGAUGACUAAUCAUUAAAAUCAGAGCAGAAUAUUUAAGAGGUCUGUGGUAGCAAAUGAAUAUAACAGACAUGGUUCUGUACAUGCUGUACUUGAAUAGGCCUCUAAUCUCUUAUUUGAAUGCCUUCCAGAACUGCAAAACAGCUUCAACUUUGAGAACAGUUUAUGGUUUCAUUAAAUAAUAAAAACAGGAAGAAAGGAGCAGUAUUUUAUAAAACUGAGAAUUAAUGUAAGGCUGAAACUGAGUCCCUUCACAUUCUGUUCCAAACUAUAUUAUGAAUAAAGCAUAUGGUCAAAGCUUUCACUUUUCUAUGCAGCCUAUAACAGUAAAGUUUUUCAAAAAAUCUUGAUAUGUCCACUCAUGCCAACAGACACCAAAUGAGUUUUUGAGCAUCUGAUUUUAUUUUAUUUUAAAAUUGUCUUCAUGGCCAGUGUCACCCAUCAAGUGACUCCUAAACUGUAUGAGGCUGCAAGAUAACUCUCUGCCUAUGAUCUGUUCGCUGACAGUGGAUUUGUGAGAAGAUCAGUUAGCUGUCUUUCACAGUUUGAAUGUUUCUGCUCUGAAUCCAUCUUUUCAGUCUUGGUCACUUGCCCAACAUGUUUUUUACCUUCAAAUCUUAAGGCACUGUUCCAUAAUAGAAUGCUGUAACUUCAGUCUUUCUGGUUCACGAAAGAAAGUUUUUCUUGUACGAACAUUUUCCACCAGUAUAGAUUUCUGUAUCUGAUAUAUACCACAAACAACAAUUAAUGAAUUGACCAUCUUAUAUCUAUCCCCACUCUACUGGAAUUCAGAAUGACUAUAAGAUGUCAUUCAAAUGUGCCACAACUAAUCUUUCUCUAGAUCUGGCUUCCACAACCUGAUACCCUGUAUGUUUUGGACUAUAAUUCCCAUCAUCUGGGACUGUAGACCAUGGUGGCUGGGACUGAUGAAAGUUGUAGUCCAAAACAUCUGAUGGAAGACAGAUUAGAGAAAGCUGAUAUAGAUGUAGGUGAUGAUGAUGAUAGCAUGUGAGCAUAUUCCAUCUUUAGUUUGACUGAAAAGUGCUGCUCUCAGUGGGAGAUGAGAGUUUUCCCCAGAAACUUACACAUCACAAUGAGGUGGAAGUGUUGGUGUGGCCGCAUUUUGAGCGGCUAAACCCCGCCCCCAAGCCUCCCCCUGAUAGGAUGGCUGCCAGGGGGUGCGGUGCAGCAACAGGGACAGCAAAGCAGGAAAUGGCUCCCGCUCACAACUCCUCCCCUCUGGGAGGAGGAGAGGCUUUAUUGAUGAGAGGUGAUCUGUUCUUUAGCUUGAGGGGCAAGACUCUCCAGCAAAACUGGGAGUGAGUGCCAUGACAUCACAGAUGGUAGCUGUGACCUGAUCAGUUUGAUCAGGGAGAGGCCAGCACUGCAGGAUUUUCUUAAAACAACUAAUGUUUUAAUUUUCUAAAAAUACUUUCUUGUUAGGAUCGAAUUAUCACAGGCCUAUCAUUGCAUUCAGGAUUAUAUCUGCUUUUGCAAAACUAAGAAAAACUAGCCUAUAGAAGGAUGAAGAAAUAAUAAUGGGGAAAGGGUUCCUUGAAGUUGGGUAAUGUAUAGGAAGAUACAUAACUGUUUACCAAUGUAGAGGUCCUAAUCCAGCUAAAGUUAACUGUUGUUAGUGGGACUUAAGUAGUUGUCCCAUUGACUUCAAUGAGAUCUAAAUUUCUAAUUCUAGAAUAAGUUUUCACUUCUGGUAUAUAUGAGAUUAUAGGAAGGAUUAUUAACUGAAGAAUUUGCUUAUUGGUUGGGCUAUGGGAUGAUCACUAAUUGGCUAGUCAAGGAAUUAGAAAAAGGUUUAGAAGAAUCAAGUGACAUUUGUCAGAUAAUUGUUUAUUUUAACCAAUGUCACAACUCUAUGAUAAUAACCUUCUUGUAUAUAUUUGAUUUCUAACAUUACAAUGUCAAAUUUGUGUAGGCAAGUUCCAUUUGAUUUCCAAGACUGGAAGAGUUGAAAAAAGUGUAGAAGCCCACUGUGGAGCUGUACUUGCAGGGAGAUGGAAUUAUGAGGGAACAGCACUUGUUACAGGUAAGAGGAUUUUUUUUGUAAAAAUGUGAUGGAGAACUGUCUUCAAAAGUAUGUCUUCAAAAGUGAAGUAUAACAUUCAUAGAAAAGAACAUGUACUUUCCUGAAAUGUAGUGACAAAAUUAACAUGACUGAAAACAUACUAGAUGUCUACUGAAUACUGAGAGGGGUUAGAUUGAGAUUUUCUCUUAUUGAACACAAGAAGACUAAAGCAUUUCUAGAUCAGACCAAAUGACCAUCUUGUUCAGCAUCCUGGUCUCACAGUGGCCAACUAAAUGACUAUGGAAAGCCAGCAAGCACAACAUCACUCUCCCCACUUUAGAUUCCUAGCAACUGUUAUUCAGAGGCACAUUGUCCUCUCCAUCCACAGUCCUAGGAUUGCAAAAGUAAUAAAUGAUUGUUAAUCAAUAUUUCCUGGCCAAGGGUCAGUACCCACUGCUCAACUAGCCAAAGGCUGCAUCACAUGUGAAUAGUUUCAACUCCUAUAAAGUUCAGUAAGUUGUUAAGCAACCUUUUGAAGCAACACCAUGAUAAAUGCACAGCAACUGCUUGUCAUUUAAUUCUUGUGUUUAUAUAAGUGAAAAUAAGGCAGAGUUAGGAGUAAGGAGAGAGAUAGUCAAGUUUGCUGAUACUAAAUUGUUGAGGCUGGUAAAAACAGUAAGUAGCUAUAGGGCUGGCCCAAGCAUACCAGCAACAGAAGCAAUUGCACAGAGUGACAAAAUUCCAGGAUCAUUUAUUUUUGUAUUGUAUCCCACCUUUCUCCCAGUGCAGGACUCAAGGCAGCUCACAGCAUGAAUUAAAAUAGAUACAACUAAAAACACAAUAAAUAUAAAUAUAAAUAUAAAAAAACACAAAUAUGUUACCCUAUUAAAAAUAACACCAAAAACAAUUAAACACAUGUAAAAGCACACACAUAAAAGGACACCUGCUGUUUGAAGACCCUGUCACAGCGCAACACACAGAACACAAUAAUCUUUACUUGCUAGUGAAAGCAAAGAGGGGGCCACCCCACCCUCCUGUGGAAAGGAGAUGCACCAUAACUGCAAAGAGGAAGGCUCUACCUGCAGUUUUAGAGAAGGCACAUAUCAGCAGCUUAGGAGCUUAUUUGUGGGGUGUUAUCUCCUACUCUUUGACAGUGGAAUGGGAAGUUGUAGACUCUCCUUCCUUGGAGGUUUUAAGCAGAGGUUGGGUGACCAUCUGUCUUGGAUGCUUUAGUUGAGAUUCCUGCAUUGCAGACUCUUCAUAGGAUGUUAUAUUUGCAAAUAGUUAACAUUUACAUGUUUGGCUUUAAUCACUUUUGAAUGCUUGCAAAUAGGUGCAAUAAAGAUUCUAAUCUGUUAAUGAUUGGACCCAGGAAUCAGGAUAGUAUUUAGUAUAGAUGAACUAAUAUGUAGCACAACACUGUGACAGUCAUUUUAGAAAAAAAAUAAGGAAUAGUAUUCUUGGUCAUUUGUUGUGUAGACAAUAAGACACAAAGAAGCAUAUAGGCAAAAUUAUAAUUUUUGUGGUGUAAAAAAACACUUUGGGCCAGCCAUGAAUAGCUGUUGUCUGUUCACUGUCAAAUAUUUGCCUAUAACAAUGAAAUACUUUAAUGCCAAUAUGCAGUAAUAGCAGGUAGUCUUGUUAUUCCAUUAGAAAAACAACCCAAAAGUAGCAGUAGAGUAAUAUCUUUCUUAGGUCCAACCAAAAAAAUAAACUAACUAAUGAUCAAUAUUUAUCUCAGUAUAAAUUCUUACCUGAUGCUUCCAUUUCUUUAUGCAUCUGGAUGUCUUGUUACAUCCCCUCCUAUUUUGCAUGUUCUGCCCUCACUUGGAGGAAGAGGGAGAACAGGCUAACCUCCCUGUUCCCCAGCCUUACUUAUUGCAAUCUUAGCAGAUUUAGAAAAGCUUUGGGCCCACACCACCUGUGUCAUUUAAUCUCAGUGCCCUGAAAUAGCCACCCUCCGAGGAAGCAUAGUUUUAUAACGUAGAGUAUGCAUCUGUUCCCAUUCUAUAUAUUUCCAAGUUCUUGGGGACAAACAGGGUCAUGCUCAUUCUAUCACCUCCUACAUGAAAAUCACUAGCUAUUACAUCACUUCUUCCAGUCAAUUGAAGCCUCCUGUUAUGACCCACUCCCAACCACUGACAUACUGCAUUGGAGCAUGAUUUAUUACGGUUAUUUUGGAGUGGCAUAGGAAUUCCAGAUGAAUGAGAUGAUGUGGCAUGUGAUUCCUCAAAAAAACAUUAGGAAAUUUUUAUUGUAUGCUAAAUUUGUUUUUUCAGUGUAGUUAACUUAACACAAUGUUAAAAAUUAUGAGUGUUAAAACUGAGAAUUUUAAUUCAGUCAUUUGCAAGGUCGUUGCUAAAUGUUCCUUUAUUCUAGUUGGUGAAGAUGGACAAGUCAAAAUAUGGUCUAAGAGUGGAAUGCUGAGAUCAACUUUAGCACAACAAGGUAAGGUGUUUUAUAUCCUUCUAUGUAACUGCAAUAUAUGUGUGUGUGUGUGUGUGUGUGUGCAUUUGUAUAUUUUCCUACAUUCCCAGAAGAAUUAGUUGAUUCUUCAAUAGCCCUGUACCACAAAUUGUUGUUCGCACUUGUCUGUCUCACAAGACAAUGGAGGAGGGUGCCUUUGGGGGUGAUGUGAAAUUGUGAAGUCAGGACCACCCUGCUUGCCCACCCAGAUCUUGGUAAUACACACAAGAUGUCAAGUUGUGGAUGAGCCAAGUUUUAUUAUGGACUGACAUGACUUUUUAUUUGACUGACAUGUGGGAGGACUAAUGAGCAUGGCUGUCCAGGUCCCAUUAGGAUUUAGUGGCAUAGGUGCCAAUUCCCUGGGGCCCUGGGUGCCCAAGCACAUACAAAAUUCCCCAUGAAGGGGCCGGGCACCCACAACCCCAGGCACUCACAGUCACAGGGCCAAGCUGGCACUCCUGGAAGUUGGAAUGGAGGGGGUGACAAGCAUAAUCUGCCUGUCCCGCCUUUAAUGACGGUAAUAGACUCCAUUUCCAGUGCCUUAUCUCUCCAUACCCAGUGGGUAGAGACUGAAGGUACAUUCUUUCACCUUUGGUGGACAUGCCCAAGGAUUAAGACAUUCUGGGAGAUGAUUUAUAACGAAAUGAAAAAGGUAUUUAAAUAUACCUUCCUGAAGAAACCAGAGGCCUUUCUUCUGGGCAUGGUCGGCCAAUUGGUGCCAAAGAAGGAUAGAACUUUUUUAAUGUAUGCAACUACAGCAGCAAGAAUACUCAUCGCGAAGUAUUGGAAGACACAAGAUUUACCCACCCGGGAAGAAUGGCAGAUGAAGUUGAUGGACUAUAUGGAAUUGGCGGAAAUGACUGGCAGAAUCCGAGACCAGGGAGAAGAGUCGGUGGAAGAAGAUUGGGAAAAAUUUAAAGACUAUUUACAGAAAUACUGUAAAAUUAAUGAAUGUUAGAAAAAUGUUGGAAUGAAGUUAUAUGGCUUUAGUAGAAAUGUUAUAAGGAAUUAAGUAUAAAUAGAUUAAUAGAGAAUUAAAGGGAAAAAUAAGGUUAAAAUGUGUUAAGAUAAUUAUAGGAUAGAAAACAGAGGAAGAUGGAAAGGAAUUGCUGAAACAACUAACAGAAGUGGAAUACAAAAAGGGAGGUGUGAGGAGGUCAUUGAAAUAAGUGAAUGAAAGAUAAGAUAUUGAAACUAUUUGAUGUGUUUUAAAUUGUUUUUGUUUUGUUUUGUUAGUUUAAUGUGUUAGUGUUAUGUAUUGUUUUUGUACUGUAUUGUAUUGUUUAUUUUUUCUUUGUAGUGUUUAAAUUGUUGGAAAAGUAAUAAAUAUUAUUUUUAAAAAAUGAUCUGUAUUUACUUAACUGUUGUGUUUUCAUUCAUUGUUUCUGCUGUUUAUAAAAGGUCUGUAGCGUGGUUUAAUCUGUGAUUUAUAUAGACUUUUUUAUUAAUGUAAUUUUGUACACCAACUUGUCAGUGCAGUGUACUCUGAAAGGCAGUUUUAUUAUUUUUACAAACAAAUAGAAUAAAACAUAACUGAGGAUAUUUCAUUGUGAUUUGGAGCUAAUGUAUUUUAAAUAUGCACUUUUCAAUACUUUUCAGCAAAAUAUUUUGUGUUCAUUUUCUGUUUCAUUGAAAACACCCAACUCUUCUUUACCUUUGUACAUUUAGAUCUUGCACUCUCUUGACAUUAAGAAGUCACAUGCAACUGGGUUUGGUGAAAUGUCAGACCUUUAUCUCUUCCUUUCUCAAACAAAAUCUCUAAAUUCUCUUAGCCUAUGAAAGACAUUUCUAACCACAAAAAUAAAAAACAAAGAGAUUUCAACUGUUUGAAGGAAGUUUCUAUCACAAAUGCAGCAUGUUUUCUCAUUUGCUGUGAAAAACCCCCAAGAUGAGCCAACAGUACAUGUUGACAUUUAGUUUUCUAUCAACACAGUUAAUAGAAUGUUUGUGCCUUAUUCCUGGCAGGGUCUUGCUUUCUUCUGAAAUUACACAAAAGUCUCAUGUGUUCUAGCAACUAGCAAUACUGGAUAUUAUUCUUACCUGAUAUUUUUAACAUUUUAGACGUAUUUGUAUAUUUUUGAAAUGUAUUAUAAAAAUAAUUUUAGCACAAGUUAGUGAAUGUAUUCAGAAGUAUUUUAAUUUCAAACACAGUUUUCUGAUUUCUUAUUAAAAUGCUCAUCACUUAAAUAUGAGACUUAGGCCUAAUGGACAAAUGUACUAAGAGACCAAGGAAGGAUAGGAUAGGCAAGAACGGAAGGAAAGGCAACUUUUUUUUAAGGUUUUAUUUUAUUUCAUAGGCUUAUACAAAGUAACAUGGAUUUUGACCUAUAACAUAUGGUAGAUUAUGAACAGAUACAUUCAUCUAAAGACUUUCUUUUUAUUGUAGAGUGAAUUCAAUAAUAUUCUUCAUCAAUGUACUUCUGUAACUGUUGUUUUUUUUUGGGGGGGGGGUUGGGAAUUGAAUUAAAUAUAUAUAUAUUCUAUUUCCUGUACAGCCUAAACACUUUUUAAAAAGUGCUUGUGACAAAAAUUAAUUAUGUUACUAUGAAUAAUUAUAGUGCAUAGUGGUGUUAAUAGUACAAUAUUAAGAUAAAGGUAAAGGGACCCCUGACCAUUAGGUCCAGUCAUGACCGACUCUGGGGUUGCGGUGCUCAUCUCGCUUUAUUGGCCCAGGGAGCCGGCGUACAGCUUCCGAGUCAUGUGGUCAGCAUGACUAAGCCGCUUCUGGCGAACCAGAGCAGCACACGGAAAUGCCGUUUACCUUCCUGCCGGAGCAGUACCUAUGUAUCUACUUGCACUUUGACGUGCUUUCAAACUGCUAGGUUGGCAGGGGCAGGGACCGAGCAACGGGAGCUCACCCCGUCGUGGGGAUUCGAACCACCGACCUUCUGAUUGGCAAGUCCUAGUCUCUGUGGUAACCCACAGCGCCACCCUUUUAUAUACUGAAGAAGAGCAAAGGAGAGGAAAAUAAACUACAGUUACAGUAGAAUUAGAAGAUGCUUGCAGUUUUAAUAUAUUAGAGCAUGAGCCAUCCAAACUUAAAGAACUUUGAAGGCUCAUAAAUUCCAAUUGGAGAAUUAGGCUUGCGCUCACUAAUUGAUCCAGUCACUCUUCAGAGCACUUCAUGUUGACUGGAUCAUAUACACAGGGUUAGCACAAUUUAGAAUUGCCCCAGGUAAUGAAGCAGGUUUGUCCUCCCCCCCCCCCCCGGCAUGCUAGAAGGUAAGCUAGUAAAAACUAAUAAAUUAGUUUACCUUUCAGAUAAUAACACAUUAUGCUAUUUUAGUAAUCUAUUUGCCCAACUCUUAAAUCUAAAGGAUAAAGAAAGUCAGUUGAGAAUAUUAAAUCUAUCUUGAGCCCUGAUUCUUGUCUUCUGACUCCUCACAGCCUUUGCAUGCUCUCAUCCCAAUACAUAAAUUUGUGGCUAGUCAAAAUGCUGUCACUCAUUACAUGUCCCCGAUGCUCAAUCAUGCUGAAGAGGUUUUUUUCCAGCUUCUGUGUGAGGACCAUAACAUUCGAAUUUGCCCCUACCAUUGCCUCCCAAAUACUGUGUUUCUGGCUGUAUCAUCGGUUUCUCUUACUGGAUAUCUUGUUGGAAUAUAGUGAAAAAUGAGCUCCCAAUCUUUCCCACUCAAAAUUCCUCCCACACAGAUACAGUACUAUCAUCUCUGCUUUUAAAAUUCAUUUUUUUUCUUGCCUUAUUGUUAAUUUGCUACUUCUAUUUUUAGUAGAAUUUGUACUGAUGGUUUUUUUUUAAUUAUUUGGUCCAGACUCCCACUUACAGAAAUGUACAAUUUCCUUAUAUCCCGCCUUCUUGCCCUUUCUCCACUGCCUCUCUUCCAGUUGCCUUGUCCUCCCCACCUGCAUCUUCUGCCUGCUACUGCAGUCCUGUUUCUGCUACAGUGGUACCUCGGUUAAGUACUUAAUUCGUUCCGGAGGUCCAUUCUUAACCUGAAACUGUUAUUAACUUGAAGCACCACUUUAGCUAAUGGGGCCUCCUGCUGCUGCCGCGCCGCCGGAGCACGAUUUCUGUUCUCCUCCUGAAGCAAAGUUCUUAACCUGAGGUACUAUUUCUGGGUUAGCAGAGUCUGUAACCUGAAGCAUCUGUAACCUGAAGCGUAUGUAACCCGAGGUACCACUGUACUAGACAGAUCACUGUGGGGCUACUCCAGCUUCCUUGUUCAGCCCUAAAAUGUAUGUUACCCCUGUUGUGCCCUUUCAAGUCUACAGAACAGCGCUCUGUAUUUGUUCCUCAGGCUGGAAAGAGCUGUGAGAGGAUAAGUUAAAAGACAGCAGAAAGGGAGAAUCAUAGUCAAACUCUCAUCAGCACAUUUGGAGGUUCUUUAAAACCACUGUAAUAGAAGCUUGUGUAGAAUAUAUAUCACAUAUUACAAAAGCGAAGAAGUCAAAGCUUAGAGGAAGGUAUAAAAGGGCAAGAAAACUUAUUUUACGUUUCGUUUUCAAAACUCAACCUUUCACUUAUUUACUAGGGCCUAAUUCAGAAAAUACUGUUUGAAUAUGGGUUCAUGGGAACUAGCCAUAGCAACCAAAGCACCUUUGCCAAUAAAAAUAAAAUAAACCAAAGCAAUCUAAUAUUCAUUGGCAUCUUAAUUUAUUGAUUGAGGUGGUAAUGAUAUCUGAAAUCUGCACUCCAUUGUUAUAAAACCCUAUAUAUCUGUAAAUAUACAUGUAGCUUUCAAGCAGUGCAGAUUUUACUGUUGGAAUGCAGAUAAGGCACAUGCUAGUAUCUUUUACUUUUAAUCAGGCAAGUCUCACAGUAUUGGAAAAAUAUGUCAGUGCUGUCUGUUUUUAAUGCGUGUGAAAGGAAGCAAAGUUUCACGGGUAGCAUCUGCAGUGCACAUUAAAACCCCAUUACAUCAAAAGGAUAAUUCCCUGCUUUUGCUUAUAUAUUUUUAAUUAAGUAAUUUAAUUAGUUUAAUUAGACCUAGGCAUACCAACAGACCUUUUAAUCCAAAUCUGUAAUGAUAGCUAAUACUGUAUAUGUCAAGCACAGACCUUCUCAGCAUGUGGAAUGCAGCUAUGUUAACUCAUAUAGCCAAUCUCCAUUCUUUAUCUUUUCCUGUCUCUCUCAGUGGCAGCAGCAACCUCUACUGUACCUCUCUUAAUCUUCAACACCCUUGGCUGUUGUUUGAAUCAUGCUUUUUAGAGCAGUCUUCCGCUAGAACGUUGCUGUUUUAUACCUUUGCUAGUGGUGGUAUAGCAAUGAGAGAGUCUCAGAAAAUGUUAGCAUUGAGAAAGUUUGACUUUAUUCCAUAAAAUAUAACUUGUGUUACAGUCCUAAAACUAGAGCAGGAUGGGAUUAUAAGGAUUUGGGGAUAACAGUGCUAUAAAGCCAUAUCAGAGUCUAUACCAGGUCCUAAAGCUGGGACCUUGUAGAUCUCAAACAGAGACUAAAUUUAUAUACCACUGCGAAAUCGGUCACCUCACAGUCCCUGCAAUGAGGCCAUUUCUUAUACCCUUGCUUGCGUCUCUGGAGCCUACUUUGUCACAGCUAUCAAAUAAGGGUGGCACUAGCAUUGCUAUAGUCUAAAGCUAUGGUGCUGUUUCAGUAAAUUCUUAUGUUUCUUGCUGUUGAUAGAUCUAAUGCCAACUUGCAGGAUCUAAACAAACUCCAGAUGGAGUGAUGCAGGUCAUGCAAUAACCCUGAUCCUCUGUCAGAACUAUCAAUUCUGAUCUGGUUCUUUGAUAUGAGGAACAAGAAACAGCCUGCUGCUAAUCCCUGCUAUUUGCUCAGCUCCUCCUUCCUGCCCUUCCUGCUCUGCUUCGAUCCUGUACAGACAUAAACUUUGACAUACAUCAACACUGAGUUUGGUUAUUCCCCUCCAGGUACUCUGGAUUAGUCUGAUGUGCUGUCUUUUUAAGGACUGAAAUUGCUGCCAGCUGGAGCCAGUUGGACUCUUUAUGUUUGAACUCAUUAGCCCACUGGUGAUAAAUACGUAACAAUAACUAAAGUCCUAAAAUCUAAAGACAAUAUCUAAUUCUGCUCAUCUGCUUUCAGAAAGGACCUCUGCUCACACAACAUGACUUCGUCUGCUCCCCUCCUUCUGCACAUGUGGAGGGGUGCAGGAGGGAGGAGAGAAAAGGGAAAUCCGCUAGCACAACAUUGAAUUUCUCUUUAAUAUUCCAUUGAAAACCCUAACCAUUUCCACAAGAAGCCAGCCCAGAUAGAAACACCUUCCAAUAGAGGCUUAUGCUUUGUAAAGUCUUCAGGAAAAGAGAAUUCCCUGUGUGUAAUUGCUUUCUUAACCUAUUGGCCUGCUAACCUCCAAGUGCCUUUGGGCAAGCAGGAACGCAUCUCACUAGUUGGUGCCCAUGGGCCUGUCCCUCCUAGGUAGUGGUUUGUAAGUUUACAACAACAGCUGGGGUUAUUGGUUUGUUAUGUUCUUGUUUUUAUUAUGUAUUUUGUGUUUUUAUCUUGUAUUUUUAUUCUGUGAACCUCCCAGAAGUUUAAUAAAUAAAUAAUAGUUGCAUGCCACAGUAGCUGACCUUGGUUACAGUAACUGCCAUCCAUUUUUAACAGUACAGUCUCUGUAAAUUUGCCUUUUUAAAACAGAUCAGAUAUCAGUGCUAGAAAAUAUUGGGCCUUACUCAGCAAGUUAGCAGGAUUUCCUACUAAUAUACAUACUAAUUUUUUUUAGGAGUACUCUCAUUUACCUUGUUGUUGUUUAGUCGUCUUAGUCGUGUUCAACUCUCCGUGACCCCAUGAACCAGAGCAUGCCUUGGAAACUCUCACUUUCUUCUCAAAGCUUCUCCUUUUUAUGUCCAUGGAGUUUUCAUGGCAAAAUGCUGGAGUGGUUUGCCAGUUCCUUCUCCAGGUGAAUCACAUUUAGUCUAAGCUCUUGGCUAUGACCUGUCCAUCUUGGGUGGCACUGCACGGCAUAGCUCAUAGCUUCAAGCCCCUUCACCACGACAAGGCAGUGAUCCAUGAAGGGGAUUUACCUACUCAUAUUCAAAUACUGCCCCUCAAUGAGGCCAAACUUAGAUUCACAAAAUAUUUAGGGGUAUGCGUACCCCUGCGUCCCCCCAGAAAAAAGCACUGCUAAUAUAUCCUUACUUCUUUUCUCUCUCCCUUUCUCGGGCUUUUCUACAGGCACACCGAUAUAUUCAGUAGCAUGGGGUCCUGAUUCUGAAAAGAUUCUUUAUACAUCAGGAAAGCAGUUGAUUAUCAAACCACUGCAACCAAAUGCUAAAGUUCUGCAGGUAACCAUUACUGUAAUGCGAAAUGGGAUUUAGCCUUUCAUACGGUUUCAGGAUAUUUGUAUUAAUAUAUAUUUAUAUAAAAUAUUUAUAUAAUAAAAAACUGUGUGUGCAUCAGAAGUGGCUGGGUAACCCCAGCCAGAUGGUUGGCGUAUAAAUAAUAAAAUUAUUAUUAUGUUAUUAUUUUGGCAGGAACAUUGUCAUUCACAACAGUGUUAAGGACUAACUCACCAGUGUUGGCAUAGAGAAUACAGUACUUUCAUAUAUGCAAGUUCAUGUGUGGAACAGAGCCUCAGUAUCCACAUUACAACUAUUAUUAGGAUUAUUAUUUAUUCAGUUUACAUACCACCCUUUAUCAGAAGAUCCCAGGGCGGUAUACAAUAUAAAAAGCAGAUUACAGAAGAUAAAAACAUACUGACAGACAGCGUAAUAAUGACGUAAAGGUAAAGGUACCCCUGCCCAUACGGGCCAGUCGUGUCUGACUCUAGGGUUGUGCGCUCAUCUCACUUAAGAGGCCCGGAGCCAGCGCUGUCCGAAGACACUUCCGGGUCACGUGGCCAGCGUGACGAAGCUGCUCUGGCGAGCCAGCACCAGCACAACAUACGGAAAUGCCGUUUACCUUCCCGCUAUAAAGCGGUACCUAUUUAUCUACUUGCACUUAGGGGUGCUUUCAAACUGCUAGGUGGGCAGGAGCUGGGACCGAAAGACAGGAGCUCACCCCGCCGCAGGGAUUCGAACCGCCAACCAUACGAUCAGCAAGUCCUAGGCACUGAGGUUUUACCCACAGCGCCACCCGCGUCCCAAUAAUGACAUAGUCAUCAUAAUAACUGUCCACUCCCCCACAGGCCAUAGAUUAUUUAAUAGCCAUAGGCCAGGGUAAAGAGGAAUGUUUUUGCCUGGCACCAGAUAGUUCAAGGCAGUUGUUGUAAUCCUGUGAAAUAAAUGGGCAUUCUCUUCACAUGGUGCUAUAAUUCUAAUUGCGCUUCUUAAAAGGUAAUGCAACUGUUUGUAUGUACACAUAACACUUCUACUUUCCUUAACAGAGGUUGCACAAUCACUCAUUAAAACCACAGUUAAGCAUUACAGGGGAUCAAUAUUAACUGCAAUUAAGGCUAACCAGACUUAGCCAGAAUUUGAAAUAAGUUUAGAAACUGUGGUUGAAAGUGGUGCUGAUGUAAUGCUUAAUCAUGAUUGAGGAGGCUGGGGAGAAAGGGAUUUGCACUCACUCAAGUAGGGAACCACUGGGAAGAAAAAGCACAAAAUCUUGCAACCCAGUCCUGAUUGUUUAAGCACAGUUAAUCAGUCAUGAAUGUUAAGUGUGCACCAGCACAGCGUCUUAACAGGACUGACACCUAGAAGUGCAUAUAGUCCUAAACAUUGGAACACAUACGGAUUCAUAACUAUUCACCCUACAUUGCAGAACCUAGGCCAUUUUUAAAAAAAUUAUCCAAAAAGUACACAGUGGGUGAACAUUUAUUUUUAUCUAUCCAAAUGUUUUUAUAUGGAUUGUGCAACCUAACUUAGAGAGAGCUCUGUUGCAAAAGUAAUAUAUGACUGAUAUAUAGUUAGUUUAUUCAAUCUUAGCAGAAAGUUGUUGUGAAAGAGAAUGCAUAAGCAGUUUGCUUUGUUGUACAAUAGAUUAUGUCAUCAUUGUACAUUGAUUUUCCGAUAGAGCAAUGGUUGCAUUGGAUUCCCUUGUUGCGCUAUAUUAAAACUCACCUGUCCUCCAGCACAAGAGCCCUUGUGCUAGCAGACAGAGAACACUGGAUAUGUGGUUGGGCCAGUAUUAGAUUUUCUAGAUCCAUUUCAAUUGGGGUUUAGGCCCGGUUUUGGCACAGGAACUGCUUUGGAAUGCUCUUCCCAGAGAGGUGUGCCUGGUGCUUUCAUUACGUAUCUUUAGGCACAAGGGGAAAAUGUUUUUCUUUGCCUAAGGUGAUUAACUUUCUAUGGGCUUUUAAAUGUGUUUGUGGGAGUGGGGGUUAUUGGUUUGUUCUUGUUUCUAUUACGUAUUUUGUGUUCUCAUUUUGUAUUUUUGUAUUUUGAUCUUCAGAUGAAGGGCAGUAUACAAAUUUUGUGAAUGAAAAUGGAAUUUACAUCUUGCAAUUGUAGCUCUUUGUAAUAUACAAAUAAUAACAUCCUCCUGACUUGUUUUUUAAAAAGUUUAUUUCAAUUCUAUUUUCUUCUACAGUGGAAAGCUCAUGAUGGAAUUAUUCUAAAAGUUGAUUGGAACUCUGUCAAUGAUCUUAUUCUAUCAGCUGGUGAAGAUUGCAAAUACAAGGUAUGUAUUAUUUUCAACAACAAAAAUGCAGUGAAGUAAAAGAGUUUGUUAUUCAGAACACAUUCCUUUAAAUGUCUUUUAUUCUUCAGAAUUAAUAUAUCAGCCAACCUUAUUUAUGGCUAAAUAUUUUUAAAGUACUGCUUAUGCCUGCCCACACUAGUGUGCUAGAACAAAAAUUAUUUUCAUAGAAGAGCAGCGAAGUAAGAGUGAUUGCAUCAUAAAAAACUAGAUAGAUUGGUAAAUCAAAACUGUAAUAUAGAUAUUACUAAAUUAGAUCCAUUAAUUCUAAUCAGUCUAUUAUGAGUAGAACUUAGUUGGAUAUAACCCAUAUUACCUCAGUCUGCCCAUACUGAGCAAGCCAAAUGACCUUUUUACUUGGAUCACAUAGUGUUCCAAGGAUCUCAUGCUGUGUAACUGGUCCAAAGAAGGAAAUGCCUGUGCACAUACUCUAAAUAUGCUUGGCAGGGGGUUGGACUCGAUGGCCCUUGUGGUCUCUUCCAGCUCUAUGAUUCUAUGAAAUAAGGUGUGGGGUAAGGUGACUAUUUGAAGGAAUGAACUUCAGAAUAUCAAACUGGGGGCACGGAAUACUGAUGAUGAGAUACAUAAAACAUCUGAGCAGACCUGGUACUACUCUUGGUUUUCCCCAUGUCAAUUACUUCAGUAGUACCCCCAGCCACACAUAUCCAAGGUAUCCCAUUAUUUAUGAACCUUAAUCCAUUGUAGCAUGUAGAGCAAAGGGAAAGAUCUGGACAGAUCCUCCACUUGGAGAGUGGAUAUAAAGGGUGGGAGUGGAGAAAGGACUGGAAAUAGCCAUUGCUCCCACUUUGGGUAAUAUACAAGAAAAGUUAUGUAGUUCUGAAACAUGAUUCGUAUUUGGAAAACAAGUAAGACUCCUUUGAAAUAUGAUGUCAUUAACAACAAUUUUUUAAUGGUUUUAUAGGUGUGGGAUAGCUAUGGUCGUCUAUUGUAUAGUUCACAGUCACAUGAGUAUCCUAUCACUUCUGUUGCUUGGGCUCUGGAUGGGGAGUUAUUUGCUGUGGGGUCCUUUCACACCUUACGACUUUGCGAUAAAACUGGGGUAAGUAACUGAUGAUUUGAGAAUAACUCUUGUUUUGGGGUGUCUGUCCAGUGGGGUUCUUUAUAAAUUAUUUCCUGGUGUGCUUAGUAGAUUCACUUUUAGAAAAGAAUGCUGUAGACAUUAAAAAUCUAAACUUUAUAAAAUUGGACCAUAACUUAGAAUUUUUAAUGUAUAUACUAUAUAUUUGUUUACUUAGUAGUAAAGAAGAAUAGUAAAGAAAUUUCACUGGUACAUCUUAUAUUUCUAAUUUAAAGUUUUACAGUCAAAGGAUUUUCAUCUUUUCAUUAUGCUAUGUGAUUAAUAAGCAGUCUUAUUCCCCUGUCAACAUACAACACUUCCAAGAGAACUGUACUGGUUACUUAUUUGCUACUGGGCCAUGUUUGAGGUAUUACUAUUGGUAUAUAAAGCCUUAGCCACUUGGAAUCAGUUUACUUGAGGCAUCACUUUACCCCAUCUGUGCCCACUUGACUGCUUCAGUAUGCGCAACUGGCCCUGUUUCAGGUGCCACAUAAUACCCAUUCUACACUUCGAAGAAAUCAGUAUUUUAGUGUGGCAGAAAUUACAAUUAAAAGGUCCCUUCCUAUUGACAUCAGGCAGGUGCCUUCACUGUACCCUUUCUGGUGCCUGCUUAGAGCAAAUUUAUUUAGGCAAGUCUAUCCAGGCAUGUAGAAGUUACAAGUGUGCUAUUUCUUUUUAGCUACUGUUGAUUUUAAUAAUCAUUUGAGUAUUUUAAUAGCUGCUUUUAAGUUACAAUUUUAAUGUUUUGUUUUCUAUUUCUGGAAACUGCCUAGGGUUUGUUUGCAACCAAUCUCUUAAAGUUGGUGGCUUAUUUCAGGGCAGGUUUUGAAUGUGCUUUGUCAAGCAGAAACGAGGAACUGAUCAAAAUACCUAUUAGACUGAGUAGUGGAUGAAAUGCCCACAAAUGAAAUGUGCCUAUUCAGGAUUCCUGCUGAUAAGGGGGAAUAUGCUGGUAGUGAUCACCCAUGUUGCGAGGUGGGAGCAGGCUUCCGUUCUUAAUGGGGUUGUCAUAUCCCAGAGGCUAAUAUAGCAUUGAGAGGAAUUUGAGUUCCUUGCGGGCAGAGAUCACUUCAUAGCACUACACAAACUUCUACCAGCUUCUUUUCAGCCUCUGGUAAUCUGAUUACUCCACUAGGAUUGCCACCCUCCCUGUGGGCUGUGAAUGACAUGGGUCUGAGGUGUAAUUGCACACAUGUGCUCCUUGACUCUGCACAGAAGUGCUGAAUUAGGCUUCGGAUUUCUAUUCAUGUAUGCAUGUUUCACUCACGUUUCUAGAACUGUUUUGAACAAUGUUACUCUCUUUCCUCUUGCUACGCAUGCCCAAGAGCUCAAAAUGUGUCCAAGUUGACAUUUAAAUCAAAAGGAAAAAAUGUGGUGCUGCAAAUGAUCAUUCACAUCGCUUCACAUAUAUAGCAAAUUAGAAACAGAUAUUAAAUUUAGUUAAUAAGGAAGUUCAGAAAUUAUCAUUUUCCUCUGAAUCUGAAAAUCUAUUAUAAAUCAUAGCUUCAAGGUCUAUUCAUCACUAAUUUAUUUUUACUUCUAAAAUACUUCUUACUCAACUAAGUAGGUGGGAUAUUUAGUUUUACGUUUUUUAACUUUCAUCUCAUUUAAUAGUUGUUUUUGCUUUAUUUCUGGCUAGAAAAAAAAGGAUAAAUGGCUAUUUCUGAUUUAGGUUGACUAAGGUUCUCUGACAAAAUAGUAUUGUUUGGAGCUUUUCAAUCAUAAUCUUUUCAGACCAGAAAGUAUGCUGUUCAUAAAAUAAGCUGCGAUUUUGUGCCAAAAUAAUUGAUUUUCCAAAGACAGUGUUUGCAGCUGAAGCAUUAAAGUAGGUAAAUUGCUAAUCAAUCAUGAAGACUAGUUCUUGUUAUAGUGAUUCACAUCUGCCAUAGUAUAUUCUAUUUGAUCAUAAUUAAAUAUAAUUAUAAAGAGUGAAAUAGAGUUUCCUCCAGGUACUGGCAUGAGAGUGAGCUAAGUUUGUAACAGUAGAGUUACCAUCCCUUUCAACACCUUACCACUCCAUGAAAGGGUCUCAUGCUAGUGUAACUUUAGUAUGCAAUAGUCUGGUAUUAAAGUGUUUUAUACUGAAAUAUUAAAAAUGCUACAUAAAUUUUUAUGUUGGCUUUUAAAAAGAAAACUUUCUAAUACAUAACAUUUUUGAUAUGAUUCACAUUUCCCGGUUUCAUACAUUUCUCUCUUGUCCUCUCUCACUCCAUUCCACACUCGCUUGUCCUUUCAUACUUCCUUCCUCUCUGCUUCCUCUCAGUCUUUGUCUCCUACUUCUCUGUUCUGCAUACACUGUUCAUGGUGAGGAUUCACAGCCACAAAAGAAAGACAAUAUAGGUACUUUACAUCUCAGUUAUGAACAUUAUUAGCAGACAAUAAAUCACGUUGCACUAGUAUUUUACAGUCCAGAAGCUGACUUUCAUUUUACAACAGCUUGUGACUUCUGGUCCUUCCUCAAACAACUGUUAUCAUAUUUGCACCUGCUGUACAGCUGUAAUAUUUUGAGUGGUGCCUUAAUUUUCUUUGACUAAGCAGUGUGCCACCACCUAUUACCUAGCCUGACUCAGAUUAUGAAUAUUGGAAUCCAUGAUUCAUCAGUCACAUAGCGCCUCUUGUUGUGCUGACUUCAGCGAUAGCUGCGCAAAGCCUCUUCAGCAAAGCAGGAGGAGGAACGCUCCCGCUUCACUGAAGAGGCUUUGUGCAGCUAUCGCUGAAGCCAGCACUGCAAGAGGGAGAGCUGCACAGCGCCUCUAGCGCCUCUUGUUGUGCUGGCUUCCCAGCGAAGCAGGAUGAGCGACGGAAGGGGCUCCAUAAGACGCACACACAUUUCCCCUUACUUUUUAGGAGGAAAAAGGUGUGUCUUAUGGAGCGAAAAAUACGGUACAUUGUUGAUAAUGCAAUAGAUAAUUGAAGAAUAUGUUUGAAAGUAACACUAGCCUAGUUAGAACAUAAUGCUAAACCAUGGUUUGCACAACAUCAGUGACAAGGAAUGAACAUGAGCAAAGCUUUAAAAUGAAUCAUCCCCAGAGAUGUGAAGGCCUAGAAAGAAACUGGAAAAAUCAACCCACCCAAUUUUCCAUUCCCCCCCCCCCGCAAUUUUCCUGGGAAAAAUUGAAAGAAUGGGAAAAUGGGGGGAGUUUGGGUACCCCCCCAUUUUUCCUGUUUUUUCCUGGGCUUUCACAUCUCUAAUCCUCUCCUCCCAUGCAGCUGUGAGAAGGACUUUGCCAGUGUUUAGUUUCAUGUUCCCCUAAUCUUGACUUGUUGCAUAAGAACCAGGGAUCAUGGUUUAUUUCAAACUAGUCAGUUUCAAAACAAGCAAACUUCAAACCAUGAGUUAUGAAGCUGGCUUGUUUAACUAACCAGAGUUUCUGAUAAACCACAAUCUCUGGUUUAUAUGCAACAACAAGUCAAGAUUAGGGGAAAGUGAAGCUAAAUGCUGGCAAAAUCCUUCUCCAGUCUACGCAGGAGGUGGAGAAGGUAGGGGGAGUGUGUGAGCCCAAGGCUUUGCUUGGGCUCAUUCCAUCUCAUGCAUGUAGUGCUAAAUAGUGGUUUAGUGGUAUGUGAGAACAUGGCAAAUGAGUCAGAAACUUUUCCCCAAAAUCUGUCACGACAAAGCCAUAAUCUGAAUAACUUCUCUGUAUGCAUUGUUCGCAUUCGUAGGCUUGCUAAUUUCAGACUGCAAUCUUAUUCAUAUUUACUUGGGAGUGAGCCAUAUUGAAAACAGCAGCAUUUACUUCUAGUAGAGCUUAAUAGGAUUUCAAAUUACUGUAUUUUUUGCUCUAUAAGACUCACUUUUUCCCUCCUAAAAAGUAAGGGGGAAUGUGUGUGCGUCUUAUGGAGCGAAUGCAGGCUGCGCAGCUAUCCCAGAAGCCAGAACAGCAAGAGGGAUUGCUGCUUUCACUGCACAGCGAUCCCUCCUGCUGUUCUGGCUUCUGAGAUUCAGAAUUUUUUUUUUCUUGUUUUCCUCCUCCCAAAACUAGGUGCGUCUUGUGGUCUAGUGCGUCUUAUAGAGCGAAAAAUACGGUACUAAAUUUUCAAAUUGUAAAUUAUUUGCAACUCAAGAUGUGGCCUGCUGAAUUCAGUUACACUUCUUAGAAUUCAGUUACAGCCUAGAAGAGUGUUCUUUAAAUUAAACCUCAUUUCUUCUUUAAUUGAGGGGCCCGCCCUGUGGAACACCCUCCCAGCAGAUGUCAAAGAGAUAAACAACUACCUGACAUUUAGAAGACAUCUGAAGGCAGCCCUAUUUAGGGAAGUUUUUAAUGUGUGACAUUUUAAUGUAUUUUUAAUCUUUGUUGGAAGCCCCCCAGAGUGGCUGGGGUACAAAUAAUAAAUUAUUAUUAUUAUUAUUAUUAUUAUUAUUAAUUUUAACUCCAUUGAAAAUCUGAGAGAAUACUUUGUAAUACAACAGUAUAGAGUUUAUGCUGGAUUUCAGGAAGAAUCCUCUUCACACAUGAAAAUUUCAUUCAAGGAGGGGCGGAGAAUUGGGGGGAAGCUGCACACCUGUACUUGUUAAUAACCUAACCCAGCAGCUGUGAGGUAAUGGGCUAGGAGCUGAUCAACCAGUCAGCUUCUGGUUUAUUGCAGCAUCACUGCCUCAUGAAGACCAACAUCUUGGGUCAGGGCAUUACCAGCACUCCACGCAUCAGCAUUGGUGGCCACAUGCUUGAGGUGGUGGACUAUUCUGUCUACCUGGGCUCCACCAUAGCCAGCAUACUUUCCAUUGACACUGAGCUGGAAAAGUGUAGGUAAGGCAGCUAUGGCAAUAGCUCUCUCCAAAAGGGUAUGGGAGAAUGUUAUACCUGCGAGGAAUGACAUCUAAAUCCAUAUGUGCUGUGUCCGGAAGAUUUUGGGCAUCGCGUGGCAGGGCAGAGUUUCAAAAAAAAGAUGUGCUCUAUCAUACCCACAUUCCCAGUAUGUUGGCACUUCUGUCUCAGUGACAUCUACGUUGGCUUAGUCAUGUCCACAGAAUGGAAGAUGGCAGGAUCCCCAAGGAUAUGCUCUACAGGGAGCUGGCUUCAGGCAUCAGACCUGUUGGCAAACCAACUCUGCAUUACAAAGAUGUCUGCAGACGUGGCAUGAAGACUGGAAACAUGAACCCUGCUGUGUGGGAGCCCCUUGCAGACGACCUCAGUGCUUGGAGACAGUCAGGUUGUGUAUCCACAACAGUGACCAGAGGAGGAAUGACCACUGGGAGGGAGCGCAGAGAGAAGAAACACCAUAGUGCAUCUGUAACAGUGAAACCAGAUGCCUUCAUCUGCCCCAGCUGCAACAAUCCCAUAUUGGUUUCUACAGCCACAACAGGCACUGUAACUCCAACAGCUUGACCUCAGUGGCACACUCUUUCAUAGUCUUUUGAGACUGAUGAAUAACAACUGGAUUAGCUUGGAAGGGGCAGAGGCUGGUGCUACCAGUUGGAGCAGGGGCAUGUGGUAAAGGGUGCUUGGAGGAGGGCAUUUGGAAAUAGCAGCACUGGUGGACCCUGUUGGAGUUUAUGGGUGCUGGCAAAUGUUUCAUAAUGUCGGGUGUUGAUUCUGGAUUGAAAGGAAGCUGAAUCUGGUCCACUUGAAGGAUUUCAAAAUCCAUUGUUGGUCAUUGCCUUCAUACAGAUCCACCAAAAUAGUUCAAAACAACAAGCAAGCUUUCAGGUUCCCAAAGCUGUUCAUUAAUCAAUUAGGCUGGAUACUCAGCUUUCCUCCACUCCGCUCCCAUUUUGCUACCUUAAUGGUGAAACCCCAAAUUCUGCAUUUAGUCAUAGCCUUAAGAUAGACUCUGAGGAGGAGACUGCAGACUAAGUAAAAGCAUCACUUGUUGCAAAUCCUGAUGUUAGUUACUCCCAAACAUUUUUCAGCCACUGUGUCAUACAUUCAAGCUAUUAAUGGAAAAAAUCCCCUACUUCACUCUUUCAACAAUUAUAGGCAAAGUGAGAAUUCUAAUCCAUGGUAUUGUUUAUGAGUCUGGCAUCGGUAUGAAUUAUUUUUGAUUUAUAAACACAAAAUAUAUAGGUGGCGUAUUUGUUUUGAAGCAUAAGAAGAAUGAGAGAAGAAACACAAACUUUACGGAGACUUUUCUUAAUCAUUUGUAAGUUCAUCUAUUACAGAACACACAGCAUAAAAUAUUGAAGUUAAGUCUGUUUACAGAAAAAUACUUUAAAAUGGGACUUUCUUCCUACAGAGGAAUGGGGAGGGGAUUAACAGUAGCUAAAGCCAGAUACUAUCUAUUCCUUUACAGCUGACAGGAAUAAUUUAUGAGGCUUGCCUCCUUCGUUUUUGCUGCUUCAUGCAAUUUUUUUCCUUGACUUAAAUAUAAAUAGCUCCUAAAGAAUUAGCCAAUGCUGGUGCUGAGAGAGAAGAGAGAAUGAGUCACAUAACCAGUGUGAUAGUGUUUGAAGAGAACCAGACCUGGCUUUCUGGUCAACACAGACAUUUUUAUUGUGUCUGAUGUAAUGGAGCUGAAUCAGCGAAUUGCUCCCUCGAGAGCCAUCAGGAGAUAUACAUAUCAUUAACCCUUCUACAGCAUAUGCAACUAGUUACAAAGCAUAAUUUAAUUAAAUAUGCUAACAAAUACUCUUUUGCUUCCAUCUCUUUUCUGCUUUUCAUCUGUUCCUAUAUAUAUAUGUGUGUGUGUGUGUGUGUGUGUGUGUGUGUGUAUGCGUGCCACUUUUACAGUAGUACUGCUUAGAAACAGACUUCAGUUCAAAUGUCAUGCAAUUUCAUGAAAAGCAACAACACGCAGUAUUAGAAUUAACUUUGGUAGGUGCUCCUAACAUUUGUGCCAGGUGUAGAUUAUGUUCAAAGCCAAACACAUUUCUACAUAUAAUACAAAAAACAGUUGCAUUUUCUUUGUCCCUGAUUUUUAAAAUGCUAAGUGUCUGAAGAAAAGACCAGUGCCUGACGCCUGUGACUAUUCAUACAUACCUUGUGGGUGACUUCCUGUGGGUUUGUAUGCCUGCUUUGACACUGUUGGUCAUGUCGCAUUACUCUUACACAGAAAUAGAAAUCAGGAAGGACUGAGGCCUUCUAAUAUUCCCCCACCCCCGCAGUUACAGAAAAUGAAUCACAAGAGAGGACCCCUUUCUCAGUGCCCCAGAGAAUGAAAGAGACAUUUAUAUAAAGCAUAAAGAACAUUAUAAGCCACAGUCAGUACGAGUGCACACACACAUAUACAUGAUUUUUUGUUGUUACAAUCAUUUAGUCAAUCUGGUCCUUCAUAUAAAGGAAUGUUACUUUUCUGCUUUCUUUACCAGAUGUUAAUUGAGCCCCAUUAGACAAUUGUUAGUGCCAUUUUUAUCAUAGUUCUGAAUUCUUUUGCAGAUUUUAAGGGAUUUUUUAAAAAACCUGUGCACUACUGUACAAAAAUAAAACUCUACUACAGUUGUUUAGUUUAGUCUAAGUAUUGGAACAUCAUCUGUAUUUUUUAGACUUACGGGCAACACAUUUUCCUACUGAAUAUCUUGUUAUAUUGUGAAUGCCUCUGCAUACUAACUUUUAAUUAUAUUAUUGAUCUCUACUCUAUGCAAUAGGACAUCUCCCAUACGUCUCAUCAUUCUGAUGCAUGAGCAUAGCUUUUUAAAAUGAGUAGUCAUUAUAGUAGCUGUGCCCUUUCUUGAAGAUGUGGUUGAGGUGGAGCGGUGGUCAGAAAAUAUUUUUACCUUCAGAGGGAUUUUUGGUAGUAGAGACUGUACCACCAUUUCCUUGACUGUGAAGGUAAUGAAACUUGGGCACAAUAAUGGGAUGGAAUUUAAACCUGUAUCUUGCCCUGGCCUCAGGUAUCUAGAGGAAAAGUUUACACGCUGUGUUGUUUCCUGCUCGCAUUUCAGAAUACAUUGAUGGGAAUGAGUUUUUAUAAAGCUUGACAACAUUAUAUAAAUCUGAAACAAGAAUUGUGUAAAAAAGCAUUAUUUUCAAGUUUCUAUAAUCUCCUUACUGUUUUCUUUGCCCUCCUGUAAAUGAAGGUAGGUAGUAAUGAUAUUAAAGAGAACCAAUAGACAAAGACUACAAUGGCAUUUUGUUUCUUCACUUCAGAAUGUGUUGAGAUAUUUUCUGGAUGAUUUAAACUGCAUGGUGAAGGGUUGUUAAACUCUGUAGAGUGCAUGAAAGCCAUUUUAUUUUCAGUCACAUUUGGUUACUUACUUUUACUGCCACUUCUCUCUUCAUAACAAAGCAGUAAAAAGGACUACUUCUUAUGAUUGUUGUACUGUGGCAUUGGACUAGAGUAUAAAAUACGUAUGAUACGUAUUUGUUCUUCAUACUUGCAUGAUACUUUGUACUCAGAAAAAAACAGUCUUAAGAUUUCCUUUAUAAUAUAGAAUCAUAGAGUUGGGAGGGACCCUGAGGAUCAUCUAGUCCAACCCCCUGCAAUGCAGGAAUCUGCAGCUGUCCCAUACAGGGAUCGAACCUGCAACCUUGGUGCCACUAACACCAUGCUCUAACCAAUUGAGGUACCCAGGAGGGAAGUCUGUACUACUCUUUGCAGUACCUUCCUCCCAAAGGCUGCAUCUGCAAAUAUGUAUUUGUAUUCUGUAAUUGUAAUAUGUUUUUGUCAGCAAAUAUUUGUAGAUAUAUUUUUAAAGUUUUCUAUUGGGAUUAAACUCCAUGAUCAGUAUCAAUUUGAAAUGAAAAAAGCACCAUGAAUUAUUUUAUCCCAUAAUUAAAACUGUUGUUUUUGAGACUGUUAAAAAAAAUAAAUGUAAUUGAUAGGCUACUCUUUCAAAAGUAGCUACUAUGCAUGGAAUAAAUGCAUUACUGCAUUGAAGAUGAUAUUGCCGUUCAAUAACUGUAGACCUAGCAAAUUUAUUUCCCUUAAUUCUGUUCAGGGAUUGCAUCCCAGUUUUCCCUAGUAUGACCUAUAUAUUUGAAUGUAUUUAUUUUUACUAAAUUCAGUUCUUUAAAGAAAUUACACUGGAAUAUCAUGGUUUCCUUUGCGGCCUCCCAUUGAUUUCCUUGGAAUAUACUGGCAAUGAUUGGGUAGAAUUCUACUGAAAUUUGACAGUGCACUGUAACCAGAAUUUAAAAAGAGGUUUUUGGCAGCAAUUCUUUUCCAGAACAGCACAUUUUGAUAUGAUACAAUUCACUAGAUGAGAUAAUGAUCCAAAUACCGGUAUUUGAAAGUAGGUUAUGCAUUUAAUCCAUAUCUUAGAUUAGUAAAGAGCCAAUUCAUUGACUAAAUUCCAAGAUUAAGAAUGAGAGGAGGACUGAAAUUAUUUUAAAAGGUAGCAGUGGUUUCAGUUCUUAAUCACCGUUGUAGUACAGUGGUACCUCGGGUUACAGACGCUUCAGGUUACAGACUACGCUAACCCAGAAAUAGUACCUCAGGUUAAGAACUUUGCUUCAGGAUGAGAACAAAAAUCGCAUGGUGGCAGUGGGAGGCCCCAUUAGCUAAAGUGGUACCUCAGGUUAAGAACAAUUUCAGGUUAAGAACGGACCUCCAGAAUGAAUUAAGUUCUUAAACCGAGGUACCACUGUACAUUAGUUCACUAUUAGUCUAUUAGCUUUGUAUACAACAGUGACUAUAAACCUUGGUUUCAUGGGUAAUAUAAAACCUUUGUAUUACAGCUGUUUCUGCCCAGAAGCAAAUACUAAAGUUGGUUUAAUGUUAAUUUUGCUCAGAUGCACAUGCAAGUAAUGCUUAUGGCACUGUGCUUCUGGUUUUUUAAUUAUAUACAUGAGCAAGCAACUUUGGAGGGUUUACACAUGAAACAAAUAGGGCUGGCCCAACUGAAGAAGCAAACUGGACCACCACUUUGGGAUGCCAGUCUGAGGUAUUCAAAUGCCUUGGAGAGAGCAAAAGCUGCUGCAUAUGCUUUUGUAGGGGGCAAAUAGGUGGCUUAACAAUUCAUUGACUGGGCUGUUUCCUACAUUCCAGGUAUUUCUGCACCUUCCCCAUCUAUUUGGCUAAAGAUCAGAGAAUGUCAGGGUUUCAAAGAGCUUUCAGUUCCCAAUUAUCAGCAUAUCAUUGGUGCUUUAAAGAGUCCUGCAUGGCACUUUGAAGCUACAACAGUCAGCUGAUUGUCAGGGCUUCAAAGCACUGCAUCACAUGAUGUCAUUGUGGUGUCAGGCGAUUGACAGAUAGGCAGCCAUGCUCACCUGUCAAAUUUGGCUGUCAAGAGUUAGGGUAGAUGAGGAUCUGGCCCACCAGCCUGAUCCAGUUCUUCACCCCGAUGUAAAAGUACAACCUUGUACAACCAAAUGUGAGUGGUCAAACCAGACAAUCUAACAGAGAAGGAUGGGCCAAGCAAAGGGAAGCUGUGGCUGGGCUAACCAAGGAAAGCAGAUAAAACAUGGAGGAUUGAAAAGGGGAUAGCAGCAAAGAAAGGCAACAGUGAAUAAAGAAAGAAGUUCAAGUUAUAGCCAUUUGGCGGAAACAAGUAAUCUAAGCAAAAACCGCUGGAGGAAAAAACAAUACCAGUAUGGAGCAAAGCCAGCUAGGAACACAAAGUAUACUGGGUCUGGUACUUGCCUGUCCACUUGACUACAGGUUACAUUUCUAGCCAUGUAUACAUACAUGUUCCCAUUAUCCAGUGAGCAUCUUGUUAGUGAUGCAAUUUCCACUGUUUUUGUUUGCGGGAAUAAAAUAUAUUCUGCAUUUUAUGUGUUUGUGGAAUACCUUUUUAUGGAUCCUUUUUUGCAGCCAUAAGGUGGAACACACAGAAAAAAUGUGCAAUGCUGCUCAAAUGUCACUGAAGUUUGGCUGUAAUAAUAUUCUACAAGUUACCCAUUUUAAAAUGUAUUUAUUUCCCCCCAUAGCUUUUAAAUAACCUAUUAUAGAGCAUUGUUUCCCAUCAGUUACAGAGGCGCUGACAGCAUCUUCUAAUUACAAGAAAUAUGUAUGCUGCUGCUUUUGGUUCUCACAAAACUUUUUAAUCUCUAGAGAGAAACCCAAAGACCCAAACACAGAUUUUUGUAGAAGUGUGUUUAUACUUAAUUUUAACACAGUCGUAAUUUUAUCGUUGGUGUUUUUAAUAUGCUCCUGAGAAAUCAAGUGUACACUUUAAUGUUUUGCACAUAUCCCAAAACUAAACUUAGGUUGGUGAAUUCAUAUAUACUGAUUUAGAACUCUUGUAAUAAGAUCUGAUUUUUGGCUUCCUUUCCCUUGAAAAUGAAGUGGGCCUUUUUAAACAGUCUAGGCUGAAACAAUCUUUCUUCAAGAGAAGUAAGAGUAACCUUUUGCCAGGCUUAAUACCAUGUUAAACUUUUCCAUUUGACACAUGUAUCCAGAUCUCUCAAUAUGUGCUAUUUUUACUUUUAAAACUUUUACUCUGUAUUGUUCUUCUGUUUAGGUUUGACUGUUCUGAGUUUCAGAAACUUGAAUUUAUUUUUCUUUUGUAGUGAAAACCAAAUUUCUAAAUAGGAAAGGUUGCCUUGGUGUCUUCAGAAUCUUCAGUUUGAGCAGGGCUGUCUUAUAGUCUUCAAAACACAGGUCUUAGAACUUGCUGCUUUAUUAUGCUACAAUAAGUCCUAAAAACUUAUUUAUGUUAAUAAUAUGCAUUGUACGGUAUACAAUGAAUGCAAAUGUGACAUUCCCAAUUUCUGAACUAUGGUUAAACAUUCAGGAGAAAGUUGUGGGAUUGUAGGGUAUAUCUGGUUAAAUGUUACCUUUGCAGUAAUAGUAGGAUGGUUUUGACAAUUGUUUGAGGCUUCAUAAAAAGUAUAUGAAGCCAAGAAUGAGCAAUGGAAUGAAGCUAUUCUCUGUGGCACACCCCCUUCCAUGCUGCUUUGGAGUUUAGUUUCUGGCUUGUAUCGAGCCAGAUCUUGUGAUGAGUUGGAUUCUGGCUUAUUUUCAUGUCUUGAUAACUGGUUUACCUGGUUCAGAUGUAACACGGAACUUUGGCUUAAUACAAGCAACAACAAAAAAGCUCCAAAGUAGUACAUCAGGCGAGAGAAGGACUAGGGAGGAGAACCCAACCCAACACUAAUUCCUGAGAUGGUCCAUACUGGACCAUUAAUUGCAAUUAGUGCUAACCAGGGUUCCCACUUCACCCAUACUAAAACCAUAAAUUGAAGUCAUUUUUAGGCAUGGAUAUACAGGAGCCAUUGAUAGUUGUAGCCACAGUUAACAUUACUGGAAAUACAGUUGUUUCCACAGGUAGACCUGCCAAGGUUCUGUGGCCUCACAGUUGCUUAAUUAUUAGAUCAGGAACUCAUACGUGACUCCCCUCCCUCAGGUGUGUCACCUUCUGCAUCAUAUGCAGACUGAGAAAAUCACAAAUACAUGAAGGCGUACUUGGAGAAGAUUCAGGUCACCUUGUACUACUAAGGUAUCUGCAUCGCUCUGUCAUCUUUUAGGUGAAAUAGAUUUUGUGAAGCUGUAACUUAUUUCAAAUAUUAUUACUUUUUGCACUAUGGCCUGGAAGUACAUCUGCUUAGUAUUUAUAUCAGAUUCUUUGGUAGGACAAUUUAAUGUGCAUUUGGCCCUCAGUAUUAUUUUCAUGCAUUGUAUUGCAUACCUUAGAUCAUUUUCAUUAGAAAAGAAUGUUAAGAGCUUCCUGCUUUCCCCUGAUUGUUCAGGCCCAUAUUACAAAAACUGAUUAUUAAGCCUGAAAUAGACACAAAAUGAGAUGCAAGAAAAUAUGCCACCAUCAUAAUAUCGCUGAAGAUUUUCCAUCAUUUACCAUAUUAAUCCAUUGCUCUGGAAAGCAACCACAAAGUCAUUACCAUCUGAAGAAACUACUAUGAGGAAAGGUAAAGGUAAAGGGACCCCUGACCAUUAGGUUCAGUUGUGGCCGAUUCUGGGGUUGCGGCGCUCAUCUCGCUUUAUUGGCUGAGGGAGCCGGCGUACAGCUUCCAGGUCAUGUGGCCAGUAUGACGAAGCCAAUUCUGGUGAACCAGAGCAGCGCACAGAAACGCCAUUUACCUUCCCGCCGGAGCGGUACCUAUUUAUCUACUUGCACUUUGAGGUGCUUUCAAACUGCUAGGUUGGCAGGAGCAGGGACCGAGCAACAGGAGCUCACCCCGUCACGGGGAUUUGAACCGCCAACCUUCUGAUCUGCAAGUCCUAGGUUAUGUGGUUUAACCCACAGUGCCACCCGCGUCCCUACUAAGAGGAAAGCAUAUCCUCAAAAACAGUGUAAUUUUUCUGAUUUAAUUUCUACUGUAUAACAAUUUACAAGUGUUUUUGUAACAAUUUACAAGAGCCAAUAUGGUGUAGUGGUUAAGAGCAGUAGACUUGUAAUCUGGUGAACCAGGUUCGCGCCCCCACUCCUCCAUGUGCAGCUGCUGGAUGAGCUUGGAUUAGUCACGCUUCUCUGAAGUCCCUCAGCCUCAUUCACCUCACAGAGUGUUUGUUGUGGGGGAGGAAGGGAAAGGAAAAUGUUAGCCACUUUGAGACUCCCUAGGGUAGUGAUAAAGCUGGAUAUCAAAUCCAAAUUUUUCUUCUCCUCUUCUCUGCUUUUGACAGACCACUGCUUAUUUAAAUAAUGUAUAUUGCAGUGUUAACUUUUGGAUGAAUAGGUUUCAAGUCUUGAGAAGUUCUCAUCCUGCAUUAGUCAGACCUUUGCUGGAGCUCUUUGUCUUAGGUCUGGGUGCUGUGCUUUCAGAAGGAUGUAGACAAACUGGAAUGGGUUCAGAUGAGGUCAAUGAAGAUGGUCAAGAGUAUAGAAGACAAGUCCUAUGACAAAAGUUUGAAGUACAUUUAGCUUGGAGAAAAGAAGCCGUGGCAGGGUCGGGAUGGGCAUAAUAGCACUCUUCAAAUACUUGAAGGGAUAUUACAGUAGAAGAAGCAAAUACUUUAUAUCUGCUGCCUUGGAAGGCAAGACUACAUCUAAUGGUCUUUAGGUACAGGAUAGUAGAUUUGGAUUGAACAUGAGGAAAAACUUAUUAAUGUUAAAAAAAAGUUUAACAAUGGAACCAGUUAACCAUAAACCAGUGAGGAUGUUGCAGUUGGACAUUAGGGUAGAUUGGCCUUGUUGUAAUAAUAAUGGACACAACUGAUUGCAAAGUUGUGCAAGCCAGUGUGGUGUAGUGGUUAAGAGCGGUAGACUAGUAAUCUGGUGAACCGGGUUCGCGUCUCUGCUCCUCCACAUGCAGCUGCUGGGUGACCUUGGGCUAGUCACACUUCUUUGAAGUCUCUCAGCCCCACUCACCUCACAGAGUGUUUGUUGUGGGGGGAGGAAGGGAAAGGAGAAUGUUAGCCGCUUUGAAACUCCUUCGGGUAGUGGUAAAGUGGGAUAUCAAAUCCAAACUCCUCUUCUUCUUCUUCUUCUUCUUCUUCUUCUUCUUCUUCUUCUUCAAAGUACACCAUGAUAUGGAACUGUUUAGCAAACAGAAUGGGCCUCGAUAAGGCAUACAGUGGUGCCCCGCAAGACGAAUGCCUCGCAAGACGAAAAACUCACUAGACGAAAGAGUUUUCCGUUUUUUGAGUCGUUCUGCAAGACGAAUUUCCCUAUCGGCUUGCUUCGCAAGACGAAACGUCUUGCGAGUUCUUGCGAGUUUGUUUCCUUUUUCUUAAAGCCGCUAAGCCGCUAAUAGCCGCUAAGCCGCUAAUAGCCGCUAAGCUGCUAAUAGCCGUGCUUCGCAAGACGAAAAAACCGCAAGACGAAGGGACUCGCGGAACGGAUUAAUUUUGUCUUGCGAGGCACCACUGUAGUAGCAACAGGGCAAACCAAAAGUUUAUCAUUCUUUUCUGUUCAUAACACUGUAAUAUAUUAGAGUAAAAGGUAGUAAUCACUCCAAACCCUAGUAAGCUUAAUGGCUGAGCAAGGUUUUAAACCUGAAUCUCCCUGACUCAAGUCCAACACUUUGCAUACUAUUCUGCAUUUAUCUUCUAAUGUAGCCAGAAUAUGACUUGAGGGGCAAUUGUGUAGGAUGCAUGGAAGCUCAUUGCAAAGUAAAUUGUUUGGUCCCUAAAAUGUCUCAUCAUGUUAUAUCUCUUUGCUGCAAGACUUAAUACAGCUGCUCCUUUGACUUUGGAAGGAGGAGCUUUCAACAACAACAAAACAUCUACAAUAAAUAAAGUGCUACUUUCUCUGCCCUUUGUUCAAAUAAGAUUUAUGAAGUUUGAAUCAACCUCUGUCCCAUUUUGUGUCUGUAUAUGUGCUGUUUUAGUUGUUUUUUAGCAUUCUCUAGACAGCGGCACCUGCAAGGGAACCACAAAGAGAGCUCUUCCCCUCUAUACUUCCCCACCCACAGAUACCUAUUAAAACUGUUUCACAAAAAUCGUCUGCUCCACAUAACAAGUGUUCACUGUUGUUUAGCGAUUUAGACUUUUAUGUGAAAUUAUCCCAGAGAUACCAACUUUCUUCCUUUUAUUUUGCACUCAGUUCAUCUAAUAAAAAGCUGGAAUAGCAUUGCCUUACUGUUCGCUAAUUAGGUUCAUGCCUUUGCUUCAGAAACCAUUUAACAUUUAUUUAGUGUCCUCACUGUCCUGGAUGCUGAACAGAAAAUUGAGUAAUCCUAUCACUGUCCCAAAGACAAAUAAUUUAAGAGUGAUAGACAAAGAUGUUGUAUGCGUACACAUACACAGAGCAUUAUUACUGCAUUGUUGUAAUAUAUGCAUUGUGUACUGUAGAAGUAAUUACAAGUGGAAGUAUGCACUUUUUUUUUUAAAUCUGCAGUGGUCCUAUGCCUUAGAGAAACCAAACACCGGCAGCAUAUUUAAUAUUGCUUGGUCUACUGAUGGCACGCAAAUAGCGGGGGCUUGUGGAAAUGGACAUGUGAUUUUUGCUCAUGUUGUGGAACAGCGCUGGGUGUGGAAAAACUUUGGAAUAACGUUAACUAAAAGAAGAACGAUGGAGGUAUGUGUUGGAUGUUUCAAGCUUUGUGAGUGGCUCACAAAUGUGGUGAGCACAAAAUGUUGGCAGAAAAUAACAGGUACUUUUUGAAUAUCCUUUUCAGUUGUAGAUGAACUGAGUGAAUGAGUGACAUCCGUCUCUAUGGCCAGCUAACUAUCCCCGGGAGAUCUGUUCAUCAGUCAGCUGGAUUGAGCAGCUUUCAGGAUGCUCCUGGUGAUAAUAGCAUGUUGACCAAUAUGUUUAUGAACUGAGGUCAAUUCUCACAACCCAAUGUGAGCAUGUUGAUGUUAGGAAGGCUACCCUGGAGUAAACUGACUGUGGAGUAUACCUCUGGUUACUGCAGUGGCUUGAAAUUCACAAUAAAAAAACACACAUUUAUGCUAGAAAUUAUUUUGCAGCUGGCAACAAAGUCACAGCUGCAGAAGCAAUAGCAUAAUAGUCCAUGCACAGAUAGCCUUGGUUUACUGGCUUUGGAAAAAAACCUGUACAUGUACACAGCUGUGGUUUACCAUUAUAGCAGCUGCAGCAUUGUUAGGUUUUUUUUUUUUUACUAUAGUGCAGGUUUUUCUGCUAAGAGCAGGGAUAGCGCUAAAUGUGUCUGUUUUCUUUGAUCACAAAAUCAGUACAUUAGCCAAGCACUACCCCCCCAACCUAAUAGUGCUUCUUGAUGAAACUUUGCCCAGAAUAUUUCAGCCCCAGGUUAAAAUAGUUUUCAGCUAGGUAAAACAUCUACUGUGACUUAUUUUUACUACUAGUUGUCCAGCCUAGAGAAACCAUAAGCUUUUCAUACCUAAAAUCUGAUUGCUAACAGAAUAUUUUAAAGAGCCUUUUAUUAGACCCAAUUAAAGAUUUUCAGGCAACUUUCUAUUUUAUGGUUACCUUAUUAUAAGUGAAGCCUAAAAGAAUUAUGAAUGUAGGUUCUUUUAAAAACACAUGGUCCUAAAUUUAAAAUGUGAGUCUGAGGAUCUGAAAGCAAAUGCAUUAAUUUUUUACCUGCUAAAUGUUCUGUCCUCGGUGACCAGACACUGACUCAUAACAUCCCACCCAGAGGACAGGGAGAUAAUAUACAAUUUCUGUUGUUACAAGUUUUCUCAAUUACACAUUCAGUAUUAGAGUUCAGGCCAAGCUUUUCAGCCCUGGGUGCCCAGUGUUAGGCUCCCAAAUCUAUAAUUAGGCACCUAAAUAUCUUUUGGCCUGAAGUGAAGUUGUCUUUGAUGCUGAAUAUAUAAUUGGGAAAACUUGCAACAACAGAAAUUCUAUAUUACCCAUCUGUCCACUGGGUGGGAUGUUAUGAGUCAGUGUCUGGGAAUAUGGAAGACAAAUUGGCAGGUAAAAAUCAUAUUUUUGGUAUUCAUUCCCAGACAGCGAAUCGUAAUGAAUGACUCUGUCUAGUAAUCCCUGAAGCUUUAGUUAUAUUUAGCUUGUACAGCUUCGUGGGAAAGGUAUACAAAGGAGUCUUCGCUCGCAGUGUAUGCAAAUGACUUGCACAUAAUUUAAAUUCUUGUUUUGGGGUUGGCUCAAGAAAAGUUUCCAGCCCAGCUUCAACCAUGUUGUUUAGAAAUAAGAAUAAAUGCACAAUUAACAUAUCAUUCUCAAUCUUAUAUAAAAGCUUUAGUUUACUUUUGUUAUAAGAUUCUGGAAACCAGAACUGACUAGAUCUCCACUGUCCUGCCCUGGUUUACUGCUUAUAAGUAGUUAAGUGACAUUAAUUGUGAAUUAUCAUUGUAUUUCCAUGUUCAGGAUGGGAGGAGCUGUUCCCUUUUAACAACUUUCACUUUCCAAAUGUCAACUUUCUGUGAGGCCUCAGAUACCAGUAUCUAAUGAUACCAGUAUGUAAUGAACAAAGCCCUGAACAACUUAGGCACAGAAUGCCUUUCCCUGUAUGUCCCAAGUCUGUUGCUGCAAUAAUCUGGGAAAGCACUAUUAGUACUACCCCAUGGCCAAGGAAAAUGAGUCUUAUUUAUUAGGAGUCAUGUGUUCAGUCUUUGACCUCAAAGAAGGCUGCAGCCCUACACUACUGAUCUGAAUAAAGAUACAUAGGAGCACACUGCAUAUUGCUAGGUCUCACUCAAUACAUUAACAAUCUUCAGCUCAAUAGUUUCUAAAUUAUGGGCCCUAGAUUCUUUAAAAUAAAUACAAAAAUGGGAGUUUUAAAGCUUGAAUUUGAGGAAUAUAAAUACUUGAAUAUUCAUUAUUCAUCUUCGUUUCCUGACAUUCUGUACUGUCCUUAGAGCUAAGAAUAAGGCUACUUCUUUGCUUUUGCUUUCAAAAUUAUUUAAAUUUUAUUUAACCGUUGGCUUCUGUUCCCACUAGGUUCGUAAUGUACUUAAUGACGCAGUGGAUUUACUGGAAUUUCGAGACAGAGUCAUUAAAGCCUCUUUGAACUAUGGGCAUUUAGUAGUUUCAACAUCUCUUCAGUGUUACAUAUUCUCGUAAGCAGCCUGAAUUAAUGAGACACAGCCAUCUGAUCAAUUAAAAAACCUUGAAUUUUUCACAGCUACAUGAUUUGAUUUGGGAAGCAUCCAUUGUUUUAUGGAGAUCUCCCAUAAACCUAAGCUAAAUGACAUAAACUUCUCAUAACUGUGAAUGGAAUUAGCUAUGUUCAUUUUCCCAUGAGUGAGACCUUCCCAGUGAAGCCACAUGUUAUUGCUUAUUGGCAUCCUGUUUCCCAGUGCAACUGUGCACUAUUUUGGUCUGUAACCUUUUAAUCACUACUUGUGCCAACUUUCUAAAUUACUUUUUAAAGUUUGAAGUCCUCUAACAAAGUUUAGGGGUACAGUUGGAAGUUCUGUUUCAAGGGAAUAUGGCAAAGCUCUAGUGGGCAUUUAGCUGAUGUCCAUGUACAUUCUACUGGUGCAUAAAAGCUGUAACUAAUGUUUAAAACAAGGCUGGCCCACCCAUGGGGCAAGGUGAGACAACCGCCUCAGGCAACAGACCCCAGUAUAGAUCUUUUUAUCUCCCUUGCUCCUAGUGUAGAUCUUCACACACCCCUCCUGCGAAACCCAGCCAGAUGGGCAGGGUAUAAAUAAUAAAGUUAUUAUUAAAAUUAUUCUUAUCAUUCUUCCCUGGUGGGGAGGGAGGCUCCAUUUUGUGGUUCUCCUCAAUUGCCAAAAUGUCUUAGUCUAGCCCUAGUUUAAAAUGAUAAUGGAAAAAUGUGAAAUAGGUUCUUGUUAUAUAAACGGAAUGAUAAAUACUUAUCUGUCCUCUGAUUUUUUUGAAAUCUUACCACAAUGUUUUCAAGCUGAUAUAUCUGUGAAAAUCUCACUAUAUAAAGUAUGUACACUAUCUCCCUUUUUUGUUCUUUCUUAAUGUAUAUUGUCUUGCUCUUUGCUUUAGGACUAAAAACUGGAAUACACCAUUAAUCUUUGACCUUAAAGAAGGAACUGUCAGUUUAAUUUUACAGGCAGAAAGGUAACUUGCUGAUGGCAUGACUUAAAACAAUGUUUACUUAAGUAGGGUGAGAUAGUGGGAUCAUAUUUGGAAGAAAUAUAUGUGUUGACUUCGAUGAUACUGUUUGGGAAGCAGUUUCCCAGCUAGAUCUGACUCUUGACCUUGUUUGAAUAAUCCAGAGCUACAUGCUCUGCUUGCCUUGUUAUAUGCUCAUGCAUGUGACACUCAGCAAUCUUGACUCUGUGAGUAAAUCUGUGUACAGUAGUACCUCUGUGUGGUUAAACUUGCUUUGGACUUGAUAAUACCCUCCAAGUAAGUGUUUGUAGGUUUUGAAUUCCUAUCAUUAACACUUGCCUUUUAAACCAGUUAGCCAAAAAAACCUCACUUUCCAAAUAAAGUGUAUGUAUCAUUAUGCAAAUAUUACCAUGAAUGCGUGCCAAGUCAUUUUAGUAUCAGAUUGAUGUAAUAUUAGAUGUCCUAAGCAGAGGAGAAAUUAGAGAACUUUAAAGGAAAGACAUUUGAUUACAAAUGCCUGUGCAUUGAUAUAUUAUUUGAAAAUACUUACUUGAAUCAAUGCAUUUUUAAAUUAUGCAAGAAAUAAUAAUAAUACAGUAUAUGGACAAUUACAUUAAUAGUUUUGUGUGAAAAUAGUUAAUCAAUGUUUUCUCCUCUGCUUCUUAUUUAUAGGCAUUUUCUUCUUGUAGAUGGUGGAGGGCUAUAUUUAUAUUCUUAUGAAGGACGUUUAAUUUCCUCUCCGAAGGUUCCAGGAAUGAGAACAGAUAUACUAAAUGUUCAGACCAUUUCUUUGAGUAAUGAUACCCUAGCAUUAAGAGAUAAAUCUGAUGAAAAAGGUAUGUUGUACAGACAUUAAAAUUGUUAAUUUUGCAUAAAACGCUUCUUCUGAGCAAAUAGAAGUAAAUAUGGGGUUGUCAAUGCAUCACUUAUGGGUGCACUUGCACCUACCAAGCCUUUUCUUGAUGUCUUCAGCAUCCUCUCUCUCCUACUUAAGUUAGGCUUCAAAGAAUCUAUUGCAGCAUAUAGAAGGUUUCUUUCAAACCUAAAUGUGAAAUGGAGUGAGGGUUCAAUAGGUUACAGCUUAACUCUUCCCUCCGUAACUGAUUACUCCACCUCACAAAUGCCCCCCCCCCCGCAAUUAGAUUUGAAAGAAUUAUUCUGCUUUAGCCAAAAUAAGUCAUUUUUCAAGCCUAUUUUCAAUAGGGAGUUGCAUUUUUUUGUGGGCAUAUCACAGAUAAGAAGGGUUAACCUUUCUUUCCUUGGUUGCAGUUCAAAAUUGUCCUUGCUCCAUGUCAAUGUCUCCUUUUUGAAAAUGAUGCUUAUUGUUACAAUAGUGAGGUCUUCUUGGAAAGCGGUAUAUAAAUUUCUUAGAUAAACAAACAUGUAUUUGAAAUUAGAGUAACUUUUCCUCAUUUAUUCUUAAUGAAGCAGUGCUGACCAACCCAUGAGGAAAGGUGAGGUGACCACCUCAGGCUGCAGGAUCCACAGGGGCAGUGGAGCCCACUGUUGAUCUUUCUUCAUGCCUUGUUCCUGCGUCUCUUACCCCUUAUUCCUUGGUGGGGAGGGGGUGUUAUUUGGGGGUUCACCUCAGGUGCUAAAAUGUCUUUAGCCAGCCCUCCAUUGAGGGAAGCAUAACUGAAAAUCACAUGGAGAUUUCAUCUUCCUCCUUAUCCCCCUGUGCUAUAUCCGAGGCCUGUCCUGAGGAUCUCCUGACUUUUAGUAGAGGCUUUUGAGGGGAUAAAGUGGGGAUAAGGGAGGGGAGAAUCCCAUUGUAUAAGCAAACUGUUACUUACAUAAAUUUGGUUAUAGCCAAUGUAUUUCUGUUUUGUGUGCAGCAACGAUAGUUUCUUUUUGUGUGGAUUUCUUUUUUGCAGGCUUAUUGAUAGAUCUGGAUUUAUGCUUGUCUUUGGCGUGUUGGGGUUUGUCAAGUAAACAGUCAAUAGUUCUCCAGGAGAGAUAACAGGAAUAAAUGACACCAGAGGGGAAAUAUGUUUCAGUAACUAAUCAAGAAAAUCCCAGAAUUGGUGGGAAAUAAUUUGCUAUUUGUUAGCACACAUAGAUUUAAUCAAAAUCCCAGAAGUUAUUAAAUCAUCUCAGUAAAACAUGAGGUGUAUUCCACUUUCCUUCUAAAACUAAGACUAAUUUCCCUUGCAAGAGCUUGUGUAUUUCAUUGCUCCUUGUUUUCUAAGGACCUCUAGUUGCCCACUGAUGUUAAAGGGUGAAAUACUUUUUCUCUGAACAAGAGGCAUUUCCUUGUGCUACAUCUAAAGAAGUUUAUCCAGGAAAACUGGAUGUCUUAGGGCUUCUUUCCAUCUGUAACCUCUGUACAAAAUAGCCUGUAGUUGACAUUCUUCUUCUAUGGUGAUCACUUAUAGCCGAGUAAGAUUGUCUUCCAUGAACACGGUCUUAGUGGUGUGUCCAUAGGUGACUGGAGGCCAAUUCUGGCUCCACACGUUGUUCCACAGUGGGGACAUAGGUUUCCGGGCAGUAGUUGAUCAUGGUGAGGGUUUGCCAAAUGUGCCUUCCUCUUAGCUUGUUUAUCCCUUUUGUCCUGAGUUCGAGUGCCUUCAAAGUCAAUGACAUCUUUGGUAAAGGCUCACACACAAAAACCACCAAAAACAACAACAUCAAAAACUAAUCGGACAGUUUUGAAGAGAGUGCAUGUCGGAUCUCGUCUUCAGUUCUCCUUUUCUGGGAUCCGUCCCUUGGAGCUCUCCGGGCCCCAAGCUGUUAUCUGGCUCUGCUCAAUGACCCACCCCUGCAUCAUGGUGUUCACCUUCUGGUGCCGAAUAUAUUAGUCUUUAUGCCUCUGUGCUUUUAUGUUUGUACAUACUUUAUGGGCUAAUAGCCGUAAAUAAAUAAAUAAAUUUGGUAAAGGCUGUUCUCCAACUGGAAUGCUUGCAGGCCAGUGUUUCCCAAUUGCCGGUGACAUAGGCAAUUUCUAAAACCUAACAGAGGGGUUUAAUUUCACUUUUUAAAAAAAUCACUAAACAAUAUUUAUAUACUGUACUCUGCUGGGAAUCUGCUAUUGUGAGUGUGACAUGGGAGUUGAUAGGUCAUGUGCUUUGCCUUUUCUUAACUAUCCCUUUUCCACCUUUAUCCACUUCAGUAAUUAUUGAAUCCAAAAGAUGACAAUAUUUUGUGUUUUCCACCUAUUUUCUGGUCUUCCUCUUCCUUUUUUGAGAAAUUAUGGGGUUUGUAAUAUAAACAUUGCAUAUAUAAAAAAGAACAUCAUGAUAGUUAGUAAAACUUUUGGUUUUGAUAAAAACACAAACAGUGUCUAUGACAAGGGAAACCUUACAUCAAAAAGAGCACAGCACUGUCUCAAGUCACAAGUUAUUUUCCUGUGUUUACACAGCUGGCUCAAACUAGCACUGGAUGUAACCCUUCUUUUUCCUUUUCAUAUGCAACCAACAACAUCAGAACAGCACCUGUUCUCAUAACAUCGUUUUUUCCUGCCAAUAUAACCAGUGACCGCAAACCAAUAUCCUGUAUCCUUCUAAAAGAAACUCAUGACACUAUGCUAAAAUGCAAAUGGAAGAGUCUUUUAAAGUUAAACGUGCAUGCCACAUGGAAUAUAGAUGACAUAUUAUCAGCUGGAUUUGGCAUGUGAUGUCAAUGCUUAAAAUCUGUUUGGAAUUAAUCACUCCCUUCCAUGUAUUUGCUGAAUUAUGCAACAUUUAUUUCAGGCUGUACAUGUGCUAGUUUUUCUAACCUUCCUGUCUUGAGAACGGUAAACAUGGGGUUAAUUCUUGUAUAAAAUGUGACUUUGUAUAAAGUAAAUUAAUAUAUUAACUCACAAAUCUCAUCCUUGUCUACUCAGAAGUAAGUGCCGCUGAGUUCAAUAGUAUUUAGUCCCCUGUAAUGGUGUACAUAGGAUAAAACUCUGUUUCAUGAAGCUAGCUAUGUGCACCUACUUAACCUUUUCAUCUUUUUUUUUAACAGUAGCACUUUACCAUACCAUCUGUAAAAAACAUAGUAGAUCCUGCAUUGUAUUGUUAAUAUUGUUUAUUUUUCAAAAUUUCAUGUUAUAUUCCUGUAAGUCAAACUGAAAGAUUUAAUCAUUUUAUGACAAAAUGUAGUGAGCAGGGAUAAAAAUAAUCACAUUUUAAUUUUUCUGUCAUGUACAGGUUUUUGUUUACAAAACUUCCUAUUUUGGCCCAAGGAGUCAGCAGCUUGCAAAAGGACACAACUUUGUCCAGUUGUUAAAUUUCAGUUAUAAGUCUUUCAGGUUUCUAGCACAAAUCAAGCUCUCAAGCAAAUUACUAACAAUAAUAACAGUUCAAAGCAUUACAAUGAAAAGUUCCUGGAGUUUUUCCUCCUUACAGUCAUAUAACAAGAGUGUAAAGUAUAGAUUUUCCAUUUGCAGUAAUCAAGCAUUCUUUGCUUUGUGGUUAUAUUGUUAAAAUGGUCAGAAAUAACAAGAACUGAGAUUCAGAGUGGCCUUGGCAGUGUGUUACAUCUAGACAUGUGAAACCCUGAUUCAAACCCCAGGUCUACCAUGAAUUUUUUCAGUCUUAUGUUAUCAAGCUUAUGGAAAAGGUAAAUGAAGUAAAGGUUGUAAACUACUUUGUACCCUGAAAAACAAAGGACCAGCUAAUAGAUUAAUGGCACAAAAUUUGAACUAUAGUAAGUGAAGAAUAAAAUACACCAAUGUUCCCAUGCCAUCCUUCUACCCUCAUAAAAACACUUAAAAAUAAAUAGAGUAUAACAGUCAAAUUAUUUAUUGAUAAUCUCUCUCUCUCUCUCUCUCUCUCUCUCUCUCUCUCUCUCAAGUUAUUUACCUGUUUGAGCCUUUAGCUGGGAAGCCCUUAGGAGAUGGGAAGCCCCUUACUCAUAAGGUAAUGUACAUAGUAUCAUUUAAUAUUUUGGGGUAAUAUCAAUAGUCAUUAUCAGAGCCGACCAACACUGGAAAUCAUCCUCUGUAAUUUAGGUUGGCGAGGCAGGUGUAAUGUUGCUGAAAACCUCGGUGAGCUCAGAUUGUUGAAAGAGAGGUUGCAUGAAUAACUUUCUGCUUUGUAGCUUGGCUAUGUUCCCAGUUUCGAGUUCCAAGUAUCCCAGCAUGUUAUCAGUUAGAAAUCAGCCAGUGUUGAUUGAAACUGAGAGAAAUCUUAAUUCAGUGAUCAUUGAGAUUAAUACAGCUGUUUCAGCAGUUAGCUAAUGGGAGUUUAGAAGUUACGCACAUCUAAUUAAUGAAAUACAGGUUUCAAUUUUAAAAGAAAAAAUAUUUUGCCAGUUUGGCCAGAUGUUUGAUAUAUUUGGGUUUUUUAAAAUAACUGUGCUUGGCUUUGUUUUUUAAAGCAAUAAGAUACAGGUCAGAGUAAGAUAAUUCAUUUGUAUAAAUGAACAUUUAUUGUUGUUUUUGUUGUUUAUAUACUACCCUAUAUCCAAAGAUCUGAGGCUGGUGUACAACAUUAAGAACAUAAUUCACAGAGCAUAAUAACAAACAUCAUACAGAACACAAUAAUAGACAGCACAAUGAUAAAAUAAUCAUAAUAACAUUCCCCUCCACACCCCCAUAUUUAAUAGGCCAUACACAUUUUGUUCAUAACUUUCUUUAUUGGAGAGCUAGAGACUUACUUUUUUAAAUGAAUGAAACUCAAAGUCUGGGUCUCAGGGGUGCCAGUGAAGGUCUUCAUGGGCACUAGGUUCAUGACCCCUGCACUAAAUAGCAAAUGUCUUUUUCCUACAUUUUCUUAUUCCCAUUCCCACAUGCUUCUUGACCUGUCUCCUUUCAUUUCUUGUUUCAUUCUCCUUUCAUAUUCAACCUCUGCCUUAGCACUACCCCCAGCUGCUCAUUUCUUUCAACCCUACUUCCUGGUUAUUUUACAUUCACUUAACUUCUUCCUCCUAGAACAGUUUCCUCUUGUAUUCCCUGUUUCGUUGUUGUUGUUGUUGUUGUUGUUAAUAACAACAACAACAACAACAAUAAUAAAUAAAUGUCCAGUAGCACCUUAAAAAAGGUAAAGGACCCCUGACAGUUAAGUCCAGUUGUGAACGACUCUGGGGUUGCGGCGCUCAUCUCGCUUUACUGGCUGAGGGAGUUGACGUUUGUCCGCAGACAGGUUUUCCGGGUCAUGUGGCCAGCAUGACUAAGCCGCUUCUGGCAAAACCAGAGCAGCACACGGAAACGCCAUUUACCUUCCCACCGGAGCAGUACCUAUUUAUCUACUUGCACUUUGACGUGCUUUUGAACUGCUAGGUUGGCAGGAGCAGGGACUGAGCAAUGGGAGCUCACCCCGUCAUGGGGAUUCAAACCGCUGACCUCUUCAGAUACCACGAAAUGCACACGAAAGCUUAUACCCAGAACAAACUUAGUUGGUCUCUAAGGUGCUACUGGACAUUUUUUUUCUUUUUUCGACUGCGUCAGACCAACACGGCUACCUACCUGAAUCUAAUAAUAAAAAAUACUAAUUUUUUAUCUCUCAGUCUCCUUCAAUACUUCCUUUGGCCCUUUCCCCUCAAAUGAGGGAGACCUCUCCCCCCACCAACUCUUUGUCUCCUGGCCAAUUUUACUCACAGUUGUUAGUGCUGGGAUUGGUCCAACCAAAAUGCUUUGGCAUGGCUAGGGACUGGAGCAGGCAAUUUAAGGAGAUCACCUGAAAGUGACCCAUGGCUUACUGAUGUGUCCCAGCCCAAACAUGGCUCUAAAGGAAAGUGGUCUGUGACUUAAGAUAUUAAUGUAAUAAUUGCCCACUUUUAGACUUCACACUAUUCGGAUUAAAAAAUAAUUCAACCUAUUUAUUACAAGAGGAUUCAAGACCUGGUAUAAGUUAUACCUUUGACUUUGCAUAGUGUGAGCUUGUGUGGUAUAGUAGAUAAAAGAGCAGGAUCUGGAACUGGGACAUCCAGGUUCCUGUUUUCUUCUUUGACCAACUCACUGUCCCUCAGUGUAUAAGAUGAAUGUGCAAAAUGUUUAUUCCUAUAAUGAUUCAUUCAUUCAUGUUUGUUUUUUAAAAUAAAGCAUUUAGUUCCUAACUCCAUGAAAUAUUACUGAUUUAUAAUAUAGACAGAAAUCAUGGAAAUUGCCUUAGACCAGAAAGGACAUACAAAUGAAAGGAAAAUUGCUUUUAUUGACAAAAAUAGAGACCUUUAUAUAACAUCAGUGAAGAGAUUUGGUAAAGAACAGAAGGUUAUCAAAAUAGGUAAGAAUUAACUUUAUGCAACAGAUUUUUAUCCCCUUCUUUCUAGCCCUUCUUCUUUAUUCUUGAAAGCCCUCCAUUUUCCUGAAGCCCUCCACCCCACCCCACCCCACCCCACCCCACCCCACCCAAAUGGUUCUUUCCCAUGGAAUCAAAAUUUCUGGAAAUAAUUUUCUAAAUAGAAACAUCCCUUAGGGGUGGGUGGACAAUAUUCCAGGAGUUAAUUCCCAUAAUUGUCUUGCAACCGUGGAUUAAGUCAUGCCAAUGGUAUUUUCAGUUUCUAAUAUCUGCACAUAAUUUUACGGUGUCCAGUAAGUAAGCUAAAAUACUGUACAUGAAGCAAUCAACAGUAAUUUGUGAUAUUAAAAAUUAUAUGCUCAGUACUUCUUUGUGUUCUCAGUGCAGUCAUACAUACAGGUUCUGCACCUAAGUAGACCAGCACAUGUUCACUUCCUUUUUAAGAGGUGGGGGAAGCCCAGCUGAUGUUAGAGAGGGCAUACAGCAGACACUGAGGCAUAAAACCCCAGUAGGAGGACUGAGCCACAAUCCUGUGUGCUGCGAGGGGGAAACAAGACACCCAUGCCUGCUAUUCUACAGUGAGAGGAAGUUUCAGAGCACACACAAGGAACACCAAGAAAAGGGGUUAAAAAAACUACCCAUGAAUUUUCGCAGGCUUGUGCUUGUUUGUUCUGCGAUAAUCUUUCAGGGUACAAAUUCUAAUUUAUGGGAAGUAAAACAUAAACAUUAUUUUACACAGAAGACAAAACUGUUACUUAGAGUCAUAUUUACUGGCAGAGAAGAGUUGAAGAUACUGAUGUUUAUACUGUAGUGUCAUGUGCUUGAGCAGAUACUUGAUUCUGCUUACUUUCUGUUAAGGAACAAUGGUGCAUACUCUGGCGUGGAAUGACACAUGCAACAUACUCUGUGGACUUCAAGAUACACGCUUCACAGUCUGGUACUAUCCCAAUGUGGUAUACGUAGACAAAGAUCUCUUACCAAAAACCCUUUAUGAAAGGGAUGCAAGGUAUUAUAUACUUUUACGUCUAGUGUUUAAUUAAUAGUACCCCCAUCAAUAAAAUACUUUCCACUAGAACCAUUGGGAGUAAGAUUCCACAGUGUGAAAAACAUGGGUGCAAUUACAGGAGAAAACAAGUGUGAGUUGCCAUUGUUUAAUUUGGAUCAGGGGCUAAAUUUGAGCUACUAAGUUUGCAGUUUCAAAUUAUCAGUUACCAUCUCUCCACCUGAAGCAUCUAUCUGUUCUGGUUAUUUACUUUCAUUUUUAAGGCGGUAAAUAGACCUAGCUGCUAUGUGCUAAUCUAUAAGCUCCCCUGUAUAGUUAAUGGUGGCACACUGCCAUUGAUUGUGGGCCCCCAGCUAUUGAGCAGUCUCCCUAGAGAGGCUCAUCUGGCACUAACAUUAAUGUACUGUUUAUUCUCUCAUGCUUUUUAAACAUCAUUUUGUAUUUAUUUAACCUUAGUUAUUGCCACUUGAUGAUUGAUUUUUAGCUCCUACGAGGUGUGUUUACCUCUUUGGCUGAGUUAAAUCUCUUGUUUUCUAUGGUUGACAUUUUGUUUUGAUGCUGUUUGAAUUCAGUGUUUAAUUCAUUUUAGUGUGUUUUUCUUUGAACUUGUUUUAUACUCUGUUUUCUGUAUAUCAUCUAGAUAAAUUAUUUUAUGAGGUGUGACUAAUACAAAAAAUAAAGAUAAUGUGAUGUCACAAAAGCCUAGAGGAGAAAUUGGGGUAUAUAGACAUGAAGAAUAUGGCCAUAUUUCCAUUGAUAGGCAAUGAAUACUAAGAGAAUGCUAUUCUGAGUGCUUCCUCAGUCUCUCCUAUAUUGAGCACAGACCCUUAAACAUGCCCACAUUUAAUUGGAUAGCAGGAUUGCACAUCCAUAGUCCUUUUCAUUAUGGAGAGGUGCAAAGAGCUUCUCUCUAAGUGGUUGAUGUAAGUGCCUUUCCACCAUUGAUGGAAGCAAUUGAUACUGGAGGCUUGCUUACACUACUUUGUAGUCUUGUCUCUCUUCUUGGUUUUUUUAGAUGUGGCAGCCAUUUUGUGUUAUUCCACAUCUUUGUGUCAGCCAUUUUGUGAGUGGUACUCACAUCAGCUUCUCAAAAUUUCAGAUGUGCCCUCCGGCCCAGAAACUUUGAAAUCCCUGCUUUAGACAAAACUAUUCAACAUUCAAAUAAUUUUAUGAUAUUUUUUAUCUCAACAGCGAAUUUAGUAAAAAUCCCCAGAUUGUGAGUUUUGCUGGAAGUCAAGUAACGGUCAGGAGAGCCGAUGGCUCACUUAUUCACAUCAGUAUUUCACCUUAUCCAGCCAUACUCCAUGAAUAUGUCAACAAUUCAAAAUGGGAAGAUGCUGUCAGAUUAUGUCGCUUUGUUAAGGUAAAUAUAAAAUUCUGCAGCAGAGUAAGUUUUUUGUAGUUUUUAUACCCACUACUACUUCAGCUUUUGAAAAAUGGACUUUGAAAUAUGAACUUUGUCAGAUUUUUGGGUCUGCCCUCAGCCAUGCAAAUAGUUCUCUCUAUAAAGUGUUUUUGAAACUCCCCUAGUUUUUAAAAACUAGCUUAUGAUGCACUAAAUAGUUCCACACUGCUCUGCUUCAGAGCCAGUGAGAAUUCUAAAAUUAUUUACAUUCUGGUAAAGCCAUAUCCACUUCUGGAAGACAGAAGUGCCUGGCGUGCUCUGGUCCAUGGGGUCACGAAGAGUCGGACACGACUAAACGACUAAACAACAACAACAACAAAGCCAUAUUUCUUUUCUUUAUUAUGAAGUUGCAGACAUGUUCUUAUCUCUCUUUUUAAUUCAAAUUAUCAUAUAUUAUAACUGUGGCAUUUUAUCUGCCAAAGAAGUUGAAAUAGAACAUGCAGGUUUGUAGGAUUUAAUUCCCCCCAAAAUUCUUAAAAUGCUUUUUAAAAUGCAGUUGAUUCUCAUUGAUGCAGCUGGUCAUUUGCCUGAGCUGAGUAGGAAACUGCUCAUCCUUCCUUCUGACUGGCUGCCUUUUGGCUCACACCUGCUUCCAGAGUGCUGUCAUAUGUGCCUGUCCAGGCUGUUUAAAUGUAGGCAUUGGCAGCCACCAUUACAGUGUUUACAUUCUAUGUUUUUUGCACAUAAGGGUUUUCUACGCGUAAGGGUUAGUAGCCUUUUAAGGGCAGAAGAGAAAAGGGAACAUGCAACACAGUGUUCUGACUCUUCUGUCUUCUGAAACAAGAACAGGCUCAUUAGUAUAGUUCACUUCUAUGGUGGCUGUCUCUCCUGGCAACAGAUACCCUUGCCACAGGUGGGAAUUGGAGCAGAGGGCAGCAAGGCAAGCAGAUACAUAAGUUGCCAACUCACUUCUAUUUGUUUACAUGGCAGGGUUACGCAGUCGUUUACAAAAACCCUAACCCCAUUUACCUGGGGAAAUGCCUCAUUGAAUCUGGUAUUAGUUACUUCUAAUUUUUAUAUAAUGCAUUUGCCCCUCUUAAGAGCAUGCAAAUAGAAAUACAGUGGUACCUCGGGUUAAGAACUUAAUUCAUUCUGGAGGUCCAUUCUUACCCUGAAACUGUUCUUAACCUGAAGCACCACUUUAGCUAUGGGGCCUCCCGCUGCUGCCGCUGCGCCGCUGCUGCAUGAUUUCUGUUCUCAUCCUGAAACAAAGUUCUUAACCCAAGGUAAUAUUUCUGGGUUAGCGGAGUCUGUAACCUGAAGCGUAUGUAACCUGAAGUGUAUGUAACCUGAGGUACCACUGUGUCAUUCGUAUCUGGUAGCUUUAACAAUAUGGUUACAAACAGUUUUACCUAGAUCGGAAUAUAUUUUCUAUAAUUAACAAUGAAGUUUCAUCAAGUAAUUUUGCUGUAAUAUGUAUGGAAUUUGUAACUUUCUGAUUUAUUCGCAUUCACUUGAAAUUGUCAUGAUAAAAUAAAUAUAUCAGUUGUCUCUUGUAGCAUAGUUUAAAAGCAGAAUCUGACAUUUUUAUUGUCCAUCAUUUUGGUUCUUUUCUGUUACCUCUGGCUUCUGCUUACAUUUCAGUGUCAGUAGUGAACAAAUGUUCUUAUUCAAAUAGAAAAUUUAAUUGUAGAGUACCCCCUCUUCGCGGAGAAAGAAUAUCUACUGGCAAAUCUGUUUGCAGCCCAUAUUUAAUACUACUACUACUACUACUACAACUACUACUACUAAUAAUAAAUUUUAUUAUUUGUACCCCACCUAUCUGGCUGGGUUUCCCCAGCCACUCUGGGCGGCUUCCAACAGAACACUAAAAACAGAAUAACACUUCAAACAUUAAAAACUUCCCUAAACAGGGCUGUCUUCUGAAAGUCAGAUAGUUGUUUAUUACAUUGACAUCUAAUAGUAGAAAUGAAUAAAUGUGGGGUAGGGUGAUGGGGGACGACAGUGACACUUUAACAGCUUGAUAUAGACUUUAACUUCUGCUCAUUUUUCUUUGGCUGAAAACAAAUGAUUGUCUUAAAUUUCUUCUCUUUCACCUUAAGGAUCAAACAUUGUGGGCAUGUUUAGCUGCUAUGGCAGUAGCCAGUAAAGAUAUGAAUACAGCAGAAGUAGCCUAUGCAUCAAUAGGUGAAGUAAGUAGAUUCGCCUUAAUAAUUUGGCUUCUUAGUUUCUUGCAACGUAACUUUAAAUGUGCUAAUUUUAUUAUAACUGUUGCAUUUUUAAAAUAAAAAAAACAGAUCGACAAAGUUCAGUAUAUCAGUUCUAUUAAAGAUCUUCCAUCAAAGGAAUCAAGAUUGGCUCAUAUCCUGCUUUUCAGUGGAAAUGUACAGGAUGCUGAAACACUACUUCUUCAAGCUGGCCUUAUUUAUCAAGCUAUUCAAGUCAACAUUAAUCUUUACAACUGGGAAAGGUAAUAUGUUUCUUAUGGAUGUAGCAUGUGCCUUACAGAUUCAACUAAUGCUAUUGUGAAAUACUUGUAAGUCAGUUUCAUUAUUUUAUCAGUCAUUGUUCCCUGACAUUUAACUAAAAUUGUUUUGAACACUAAAUAUUUGGGAGAAAAAAGAAUAUUUAAUCCCAUGAUUCUGCCCUGAAGGCAAUAUAUUUUCUUAUGAAUGUAAAAGAAGGACCGGAUUCAGCUAACAGGUCCCACUAGCUGAAGCCUGCAUGAAUAUGUAAACUAACACAAUGGGACUUUCUUCCUCCCCUCACCCUAUUUGCCCCCAAAUUGGUUUGGAGGGGGGGCAGGAGACCCCCCCCCCAAAAAAAUCAUCAUGUCUGGGAAGAUUGUUCCAUCAGGCAAGCACUGACCAAGCAAUCUUCCAUAAUAUUUCAGAGAACCCAUAAUAUUUAAGAGAACCUGUUUUUGUUGGUGGUGGUUCUUUUUAACUGUAGAAUUGAGUCAUCAAUGUAGAACUUGUGUGCUUGCUCUUCCAUUCUACUUUAAACAUGCUUUAGUUGAGCUAUUUCUAGUCAUUGAUGCUUUAGUUGAGAUUCCAGCAUUGCGGGGAUUGGACUAGAUGACCCUCGGGGUCCCUUCCAAAUCUAAAGUUCUUCGAUUCUAUGAAAGACCAAACUGGGUCUCUUUGCUCCUUACUUACGUAUAAUAUUUAUGAUUUUCCUUAAGGAUAGUAGUUGGGAUCCCUGAAGCCUAUUUUAGGUGAGCCAGGGGCUUCUCCUGUUGAUAAACCCCAAAAGUCUCUUGUGGAAAUCCCUGGAGUCACUGAUUUUUAACUCCAGCAAUACAGGGACCACAGAGUGGCAUUGUUUGUGUUUAGAGUCUCUCCAAUACAGUGGUGCCUCGCAAGACGAAAUUAAUCCGUUCCGCGAGAGUCUUCGUCUAGCGGUUUUUUCGUCUUGCGAAGCAACCCUAUUAGCGGCUUAACGGAUUAGCGCUAUUAGCGGUUUAGCGACUAUUAAAGGCUUAAAGGCUUAGCGGAUUAGCUGCUAAAAGGCUAUUAAAGGCUAUUAAAGGCUUAGCAGAUUAGAUAAAGGGGGCGAAAAGCGAAAAAAAUCUCAAGACUUGCAAGACAUUUUCGUCUUGCGAAGCAAGCCCAUAGGGAAAUUCGUCCUGCGAAGCAACUCAAAAACGGAAAACCCUUUCGUCUAGCGGGUUUUCCGUCUUGCGAGGCAUUCGUCUUGCGGGGCACCACUGUAGUUAUAUGAAUCAUUGUUUACGCUUGAAAGCAGCAAUGUUGCUUUAAAAACAUUAUAAACUUUUUGAGCAAAGUAUAUUAUAUAGGGAAGAUACGUUUCAAAUUCUUAAUAGCACUGUAAGGACAAUAGAAAUAUGACUGCUUCUCAUAACAUACUUCAUAAAAUUCGUCUAGUGCCUAGACAUCAUUGCCAGCACUAAUGCUAGGUUUCUUCUUGCUUUAUGUCAAGAAAACUUUCCACUAGUGUAGUCACUGUACAGCAUGUAUUUUUUAUAAAAACCAAAGCAUUUGUAAUUAGGCCAGUUUCUGAGUUCAGCCUGAUGAGCUCAUUAUUGUUUUCUUCUAGGGCACUAGAACUUGCAGUGAAACACAAGACACACGUUGACACGGUUCUGGCUUACCGACAAAAGUUCUUGGAUGACUUUGGUAAAAAAGAAACAAAUCAGAGGUUUUUGCAGUAUGCAGAAGGGGCAAGUAUUUGUGGAAGCUGUGCUAUACAUUGUCAGAAAGUCAGCAUUAUAGCUGUGAAACAAUUUGAAAUUAUAGUCUAAUAUGAGAUUAGUAAUACUUUGUGCUUGUGCUUUUACAAUAGCAGAUAAAACUAACUGUUUAUUAUCUUUAGCUUUCAGGGUCUGCAUUUUGUGGCUUAAUUUUUAAUGUCUCCAGAGCUGGGCCCAAAGUAUGUUAGGGGAUGUCCUAUGACAAUUUUGACAGUCACGCUGUGUAAAUAUUACACAGCUGCGUAAUAUAGGUGGAACUUAGUCAUGCUGGCGACAUGACCCGGAAGCUGUACACCGGCUCCCUUGGCCAAUAAAGCGAGAUGAGCACCGCAACCCCAGAGUGGUCCGCGACUGGACCUAAUGGUCAGGGGUCCCUUUACCUUUACCUUAGAAACAUUAAGGUUGGGGUUUUUUUCUGUUUCUGAAGCUUUCAAUUUUGAGGAUUCACCAGUGCAAGCUGGUUCAGUAACAGAUGCGGUCAUAACCUAUUCUUGGGUUGACAUCCUGUGGGGCCACUACAGCAAAAGCCCCAGUGCUUUUUUGCUUAGCAUAGCUUUUAGUAAGGUAUAAUAAAUAUUGUCUGAAAAUCAUAUGCAGCUUUUGGCAAUCUGCAUCAUAGCCUUCACGCUCCUCCUGUGUAAGAGAGGGAUAGAGAUUUAGCGAAGCAGCAUGUGGGACAUAACUUGGCCAGCAAUCUUUGGCAAGUUUUGAUUGUACUAUAACAGAUCUCAGUAGCAGCCUUCUGAAACAACAUAAAAUAGUUGUGGUAAAGGGAGGCCUCAUUUGGCUCUUAAGUCACCACUGUUAUUUGUGCCAUCUUUGAUGGAAGUGGAGACAUAAUAUACAAUAAGGGGGAAUACAGGCUGAAAUCCAAACAGCUAAUGCAAGGGGCUUCAGCAAGGGGCCAGUUGCCUUUUUAAUUUUAACAGCUGAGUUCUUUAACAGAUCACAAACUGCUUUUGAAACUCCCAUCAUUUUCAAAAUCUGUCUCUAUGUGACAUGGGGUCAUGUUUGAUAAAAACAAGCAUAACUCUUUGGGUCUAGAGAACAUAUUUCUUACUUCUUUAGAUCCUAGACAUUUAUUAAUUGUAAUAAAAUUAACAGUUUUUUUUGUUUUUUGUAUUUGCUGUGAAGCUGUGGUACAAACUGCAGUGAAUAUGGCAAAAGAUGGGUAUCAUUCUCUUGCACACAUACAUACACACACACACACAGAGAGAGAGAGUUUUCCUUGAAAAUAUUUAGGAGUCAUUGCUUUCUAAAGGUUCUGAAAUAUGCACAAAUUCCAUUUCUUAUAUGUAGGAUUACAGUACACAUACAUGUUCAUUUCGCAGCUUCAACAUUAAGUGUUGAUUUGCCUCUAUGAAUAUGCCAUUACAGAUACAAAACCUUAGCUAGAGCUUUUAUCUACACCCACAUCACCUCAAACAGUACUUUAAGUGGUCAGGUCACACAUUCAGCAGCCAAUCAACAGAUUUAGAGAAAACAAGCAAUGCCAGAUCCAUUAAAAGAGAUACCAAAAUCAGUGAAAAGGUUAAAGUCAUAACUGAGAUGCACAAUGCCUCUAGAUGUUUGGAUGAUGUAUUUUAAUAUUUUGGGUGAGGAUCUGAAGUACAACUUUCGAGCAUACAAGGGCCUUUUCAGUUCCCCUCCAGCAGCAGCAAACCCCAUUGCCUCUAAAGUCAGAGGACUUUCCAGAGUGACAACCCAUGAGCUGCAAGGGGCUGCCAACAGAAGGAAAAAUUGGCAAUCCAUUUGCAUGCAGAAGCAUUUGCUGCACCCACAUGGGCUUGUCUGGAUCGCUGCCAUAGUACCAAGAUUUAGUUUCUUAAUCUUGCUAACACAUUGCAGAAAGCUGCCCAGCCACAAAAGGCCAACAAGCAGAAAGUUAUGAAGAAAUCUGUAGCAGAUGUAACAUAUAAAGUAAAGACUUGUCAGGUUAAUUUAUAUGCAUCUACUAUAAUUAUGAUUAAUGGAUACUUUCUCUCCCCCUCGCCCCCUGGCUUCUGCAGCUUGAAGUCAACUGGGAUAAAAUCAAAGCGAAAAUAGAAUUGGAAAUUGCUAGAGAGAGAGAACGAGCUGCAGCUACACCAGCAGUCAGAGCAAGCGUAACCAUACAGCGCUAAGUGGCAUGCUGAUUAUAUUAAGUAGUGGUUUUAUCACUCUGCUACUUCAGCAUACUGGUAAGCCUUGGUAUUUUGGGAUGGACAGUAGUGCCUGACUCCCAUAUCCUGGACUUUCUAUAGCUAUUGCUUUAUUGUUAAUGCAAAUGAAUUUGUAUGUAUGUCAUCUUAUGCUAUGAACGACAAUCCUAUUCUGGUCAUGGUAAUAUGAAAAGUUUGGAAUGAGCAUGGCAUAUGUUACCAGAAUCAGGUUCUCUGACUUGGUUUCUCAAAAGAAAAUUGUUGGUCUUGGUAGCAGAGCUGAGGCAGUGGAAACUAUUACAUAAAUAAAUGGUCAACUAUUAAGAUUACCAAUAGACAAGCAUGGAAUUUAUUUUCAAAGCAGACCACUUACCUAAACAUAUUUAUGCCUAAGGAAGCUCUUUUUGUAUACAAGUUUAUGGAUCAGAAGUAUAAUCUGCCUGAAAACUGUGGAAGCAUUAUACCAUGAGCACAGACUGAAGUCCUGAAACUGCUGGAUAAUGAAUAUUUCCAAGGAAUUUAAUAAAGUUUCUGAUUUGUUUUUCUUUUGUAAAUGAUUUUGAGACUGCAGGGUUAACUUUAGCAGAAGCAGCAUAAUGAACCCUGCUAGCAUGAAACAAAUUUUGUUGAUAUAGACAGUGGCAUACAAGAUGGUUGAUGUAAUGGGUAGUCCUUAAUUGAACUAACUUCUGUUGACACUGAAGUAUACAAAACAUAAACUCUGUACAAUGAAUACCAGCAUAUGCAAACACCAAACUGGAGAUACUUUUUUAAAACUUAUUUUCUCCCAAGUUCAACAUAGCAAGUAAUCCAUCUAACACUGUGCAUAUAUUGUAAAACGUAUUUGUUUAAAAUGACACUUAUUUUUUCUAGAAAUAGUUAAUGCUAGGUGAUAAGGCCUUUCUAUUUUUGAAAAGGUUCAGAUAUCCCUGUUCUUUAAAAGCAUUUUGUGAUGGUAAGCUGUCCCAUGUCCCUUAUUUAUAUAUGGUAUUUCACCAGUGCACUGGGGAUUUGGAAAAACUUCAAGCCACUUUAUUGGUGUAGCCUCAUUACUUGUCCAAAGUAUCUCCAUUGCCAAUGAUUUCAAGAAUACAGCACUAAUGUCCUGAUUGUUUAAUAGGCAAAACACAAUAUUUUAUGGUGAUAUCAGUAGUAAAAUAUUUUUGUACAGUAAAUCAUUACUUGGAAUCCUUUUGUAACUGGUGUUAAUGGAAAUGCUGUGCCUUUCAUAAUAAAUGCAUAAAUUAUUA
Molecule: messenger RNA, 58507 nt
Organism: Podarcis lilfordi (Lilford's wall lizard)
Lineage: Eukaryota; Metazoa; Chordata; Lepidosauria; Squamata; Lacertidae
Source: the annotation of a GenBank genome assembly